Molecule: messenger RNA, 75037 nt
Organism: Podarcis lilfordi (Lilford's wall lizard)
Lineage: Eukaryota; Metazoa; Chordata; Lepidosauria; Squamata; Lacertidae
Source: the annotation of a GenBank genome assembly
GAUCGCAGUCCGGGCAGCAGCAGCAACAGCAGCCGAGGCGUCUGAUGCGUCCGCGAACAAAGGCAGCUGUGCGCAGUCGGGACUAGCAGCGUGCGCAGUCAGCCAAAGGCGGACGCGAGGAAAGGAAGCCGAGCGCUCUGCGGUAAUUGGUGGUGCAGCGCCGGGCUCGCUUUGCAGCUGGAAGCGCAGGAUCGGCUGGUUUGCGGGUCCCGGAUCUUGGCCCCCCCUUGCCAAGCAGAUCUCCGGGAAAAGAGGCGAGGAGGAUCCCGAGGAAACGGGGACAACAAAGGAGGGGAAAGGAGAAGGCAACGUGCGCUUGGCGUCGCCCCACCAGCUCGCCGCUUUCUGCUCCCCUCCUCCUCCACCCCCAGGAAAGGACUGAUCCUGCCGGGGGUCGGAUCUCCGGCAAAGUUCGCCCGACGAGGCAUCCCGGCCGGCGGGUCCGCGCUCUUCCCAUGCGCAGAGGGGAACCCGGAGCAGCGCUCGCCAUGCGCUCGGCGCUGCUGCUGCUGUUGCUCGGCGUAAUCUCCUCCUGCAGGGGUAAGUAAGGGCACUUUGCCAGCUGGGAUCCAAGGGGAAGCGGGGCGGCGGGGCAGGGGAUCGCGAGGAUCCUGGCCCGCGAGCGUGCGGGGUUGUUGUUUUCCAGGAAGGGGGGGAGCACGUUGGUAUCGCCUCCAAACGGGUGCAGUUCUUGGAGAGGAAGGAGCGUGGAACACUUGCUUGGCGUGCAGAAGGUCCCAGGUACAGUUCCCGGUGUCCCACCCACCCCGGCUGUGAUAGUAACAUAGGAAGCUGUUUUCUCAUCAGUCAAAGAGUUGGUCUCUUUAGCUCAGUAUUGCCUACGCAGACUGGCAGCUGCUCUCCAGGAUUUUGCCCACCCCAACUGGGAGACGUCAGGAUUCGAACUCGGGAUCUUUUCCACACCGAGUGCGAGCUCCACCGCUGAAUCAUAGCCUUUUCCCCAGUGACUUGACUCGCAGUUGUCAAAGGGCUGGGAAGGCAAGGAUGGGGUCACCUGUCCUUAGAGCUGUAUUUUUGAGGAACUCUCCCCCCCCCCCCCAUACACAGAGAUGGAUAAAUCUUCAAACACUUGUGGACCUGGAUGUACUCUAGACAUUUGAUCCAGUUCUGGGACCCACAGCAACACUCUUACCCAGCGCAAAAUUCUGGCGGUUGAAGUCAAUGGGCCUCGUAGGAGCUAGCUGCUGCCACUGUUCCGCUUUAGAAUAUCGAAAGUGUUUCUUGAGAAGGGUGUUUCUGAGCAUGUGCAGUGAGUUUCCUCCUUGAAUAACCACAGCUGACAUCGAGGUUAGAGACCGGGAUUCCAAGUAGGAGGAAAGAGCAUGUUUGUUUUGCUUUAAAGGCAUAUCAAUAAUAUUCGUUUUACAGUUCCUCAACUUAAUUCCUUUUGAGCAGGGAUUGGGGUGUCUUCAUUGUCUGCCUUGCACGUGCCAAUGGGACGUUUUUGAAACCAACGUGGGCGAUAGGGGGUAUUGGUUCACUUAAAUAUGCUGAUACUUUAGAGCAGAGCUCACAAUCCCCAGGUGAAACAUAAAGGAGGGACAGUAUAAGUCUCUUUUAUCCUGUAUUUUUAUCUUGUGAAACGCCCUGAGAUCUUUGGAUGAAGGGUGGUAUAUAAAUGUACUGAAUAAUAAUAAUAGCAGCUGGGUUUUAGACAAGUAUGUCUUGGAGUAUUAAUUUUAUAGAGAUAUAUUUUGCCAAAUCCAUGUGCAAGAUUGCAUCCUGCCUCUGGCUGGCCUGUUGCUUUGCAGCAGCCUCCUUUGGCGUUACAGCACAGCAUCCUCUGGCUAAGGAACUGGUCUGAGCUGCAUGGAUACGGGUACCACUGCGAUAUGCUCUUCCCGUCUGUUGUUAUUGCUCUGCAAACACAUGGUGCUGCUGCUGCUGUCUUGCAUUUGGCCCUCUGCAGCAGUGAUACCGCUUUGGCUGGUAGAUCCCUCCAGAUUCUUUCACCCCCUCCUUUCUCACAACGUGCAUAUAACUUGGUUAACUGCGUCUUUCCCAAUAGGGAUGUGAUUGUCUUCACCUGGACCCCAAAGCAGCUGUGGCAGGUGUUUCUGCAGCUGCCAUCAGCCCCAGCCAGCAUGCCCAAUGGUCAGGGAUGCUGGGAGAGUUGUAGUCCACCAACAUCUGAAGGCCAAAAUAAUCCCCAGCCCUGCUCUAAAGUCUUCAGGCUUUGUGCAUUGGAAGCGUGGUAGAAAUCAGUAAAUAAUAAUGGGUAUCUGGGAUAAAGAGGGCCCCAGUGUUGCUGGGCAAAACACCUGCUAGUUACGUUGGACAAAAUUAUAUCUGCUUGGAUUUAUUGAUGUCAGUUUGUCUGCACAGGAUUUGUGGGUUGCAGACCUCUGUUGCUCUCUCUAGAACCUGUCUUUUGUGAUGAAGCUUGACCAUCUUGCUGCUACACACCACUCUUCUUCUAUCUCUAGUUUUAAAAGCCGCUUUCCAACAUGCAGAAGCCAGCAUGCUCAGCCUGGGGCUUGCUAGACUGCAAAGCCUGCUGUGAUUUGGGACAGUCUGCAAGCACAGAGCAGGAAUCAGGGACGUCUGUUUCCCCCACCGUUACCUGACCGUUGGCCAUGCUGAUUAGGGUUGAGGGACAUUGGAGACAAGCAGCAAUCUUUAGGGCCACAGGUUCUCCAGGCCUGGUGCAGGGUCCAACCCCAGACAUUGUGGUCACCAGCUACACUCUCGCUUCAUUAGUAGCCAAAACAGCCUCUUUACUCACACCGAAUCGCACUCCCGGCUAUGUUUGUUCAGCUUUUGAAAACCUUGUUUUCUUUUGCUUCCACCCGUAGCCCAUUUCCACAACUCUUGACGCACCGUUUUGCACCGUGAUUUAUCCCUGUCAUAUAGGACGAGGCGUUUGCGUGGGUGGUUCUGGUCACCGUUGCUCACGAUUUGCUGACCUGAAUGCCCAUUGCUAUUGCAAAUCUCCUGGUAAUUUUUAUUUUUUUUUCCUUUUUGUAAGAAGUUAAUGCAACACUGACUAUGCAGGAGCCUGUCAACAGUUUCUCAACCCAAAACAAAUUGUUUAUCCUGGGGAAGAAGGGCCAUAGCUCAGUGACAGAGCAUCUGUUUUGCAUUCUGAAGGUUCCUGGGUCAAUCCUGGCACCUCCUAGUGGAGCUCAGAAUGCCCGGUGCCUGAACCCCUGGAGAGCCCUUGCCUGUCGGUGUAGACCAGGCUACCUCAAACUCGGCCCUCCAGAUGUUUUGAGACUACAAUUCCCAUCAUCCCUGACCACUGGUCCUGCUGACUAGGGAUCAUGGGAGUUGUAGGCCGAAAACAUCUGGAGGGUCGAGUCUGGGGAAGCCUGGUGUAGACAAUAGUAGGUGGACCCAGUGGUCUGAUUUGGCAACUUUCUAUGCACUGUUGAUUUCAACUCUUGGGUUGGGUUGCUAGUUGAGUAGCUGGGUCACCUGCCUUCAAAUUCAUUUCUGUAUGGGGUUGCCCCAGAGCUACCCUUACCCUGCCUUCCACAAACAGGAAUACCGUAGGAUAAGGAAGACAGUGGAUCUCUGUCCGCAAAGAGCACGUUGUAUCCCCAGGGUCCCUCCCUGAAGUGUGUGACCCUAAGUUACAUCCCAUAUAAGGGGGAAAUUGCUGUUCACUCCUAUAGGGAGAACGUAGAAGCACUGUAUUGAAGGCAGCACAGGGGGUCAAAGUUUACCCACCAGCAGCCCUCAUUCUUGCUCGGGAUUCUGUAGGAAGAGCUAGUGUGGUGUAGUGGUUAAGAGCGGUGGACUCAUAAUCUGGUGAACUGGGUUCGCUUCCCCACUCCUCCACAUGCAGCUGCUGGGUGACCUUGGGCCAGUCACACUUCUCUGAAGUCUCUCAGCCCCACUCACCUCACAGAGUGUUUGUUGUGGGGGAGGAAGGGAAAGGGGAUUGUGAGCCACUUUGAGACUCUUUAGGGUAGUUGCCAUCGGAACAGGGAAGGGAGGUAGAGGGGCCGUUGGGAUACAGGGAUCCUCCGAAAGUCUUGCGAAGCAGUUCCUCUUCCUGUGGUGGGGAAAGCCACGCCUCCAGUGGGGAAGAGGGAAAGGGAUAAGGGUCAAGCCAGCCAGGACGGAAUCACGCCUCUUCCGUUGCCUACCUUGCGCAGAGGGGUAAAGCGCAAAGAAGCAAGAAAAAGGCUGGGGGUGACAAAGUUGGGGACAAAACCGGAAAAAGCCAGUCCCAGAUUCUGCUAGCGAUUGAGGAAGACAUGAACUUUGGGGUUCUGCACUGUAAAUAGUUUUGCACCAAAUAAAACCUCUAAAAGUCAGCUCGGAGUCCUGCCUGGUUACUUGCAAGCAACCACCCUAGCUAUCUGACAGCAGUGAUAAAGUGGGAUAUCAAAUCCAAACUCUUCUUCUCUGCACCAAAGCCCAACAGAAAUAUGGUUCGCUCUCCCUCCACCCCAGAUCUGUUGAAUACACAAACUCCAGUUCAUUUGCAUGCACUAGCACAGCACCCAAUAUAACAAAGGGCAUUUUGCUGAUUACGAAUAAUAAGUGGGGGUGGAGGAUGUGCAGGGUGGCCCUUUGUCCCCUCCCCCCACCAUCUACAAAAAUAAUAAGAUGAACAGAUGCAGUAGAUAGCAGGAUGCAAAUGUUGCAUAGUGGAAAUUUUGACUGAUGCAGCUGUUCUCAGCUCUGCAGCGUUGAGACUUUGCUUGUUUGUUAAAUGUAUAUCCCGUCGUCUUGCCGAAGGAGCCCAGGGCAAACGUGGUCAUCUGUUCCUGCUGAAAUCCGCCCCUUCUGCAGAGCUUCUGGUGGCGCAGGUGACUGAUUCCCCUUUUGCACCUGCUCUCCGUACAUCCCCCUGAAUUAGGCGCUGACUUGAGCCCUUGUUGUUUUUGGAGGAAAUCCUGUUGCUGAGCACAAUGUGAAGGAGAGGCUGCUUAAUUGCUAGUUUCAUUGUUAUUGGUUGGAGGGUGAUGAGGUGGUGCUUUUGGUUGGAAAUUCUUUGCCCAGGACAGCAAGCUAGACUCCCAUCCCCCCCUCACCACGCCCAGAGGAACUUCUAUCAUUUUGUUGUUGUUUAGUCGUUUAGUCAUGUCCGACUCUUCGUGACCCCCUGGACCAGAGCACGCCAGGCACUCCUGUCUUCCACUGCCUCUCACAGUUUAGUCAAACUCAUGCUGGUAGCUUCGAGAACACUGUCCCACCAUCUCGUCCUCUGUCGUCCCCUUCUCCUUGUGCCCUCCCAUCUUUCCCAACAUCAGGGUCUUUUCCAGGGAGUCUUCUCUUCUCAUGAGGUGGCCAAAGUACUGGAACCUCAGCUUCAGGAUCUGUCCUUCCAGUGAGCACUGAGGGCUGAUAUCCUUCAGAAUGGAUAGGUUUGAUCUUCUUGCAGUCCAUGGGACUCUCAAGAGUCUCCUCCAGCCCCAUAAUUCAAAAGCAUCCAUUCUUUGGCGAUCAGCCUUCUUUAUGGUCCAGCUCUCGCUUGCAUACAUCACUACUGGGAAAACCAUAGCUUUAACUAUAUGGACCUUUGUUGGCAAGGUGAUGUCUCUGCUUUUUAAGAUGCUGUCUAGGUUUGUCAUUGCUUUUCUCCCAAGAAGCAGACGUCUUUUAAUUUCGUGACUGCUGUCACCAUCUAUAGUGAUCAUGGAGCCCAAGAAAGUAAAAUCUCUCACUGCCUCCAUUUCUUCCCCUUUUAUUUGCCAGGAGGUGAUUGGACCCGUAGCCAUGUUCUUAGUUUUUUUACUAUCAUUCUUCUGGCAUAUUUACCUCUUCCAGAUGUUGGUGCUAGAAAACAGCAUCCUUCCUCAAUUUGGCGCCCCCAGCCAGACGCUGCAGGACUCCAAGUCCCAUCAGUGCCAGUUAAACUCGGUCAAGGGUUGAAGAUCAUGGGAGUUGUAGUCUAGCACCAUCUGGAGGGCCAAAGAUGUACUUCCUCUCCUUUCAGGGCCGGUUGCAGCAUUCAGCAGAGGGAAAUAGCUGCUUCAGGUGGCAGGUGGGGUGUGUACUACACAACAUGACCGGUGCCCCCUAAGCUAGCAUGGCGUGGUGGCGCAUCCUGUCCUGCCACCAGCAUUGAAAUAGAACUCUGGUUCUGGUUGUUGUUGUUUAGUCGUGUCCAACUCUUCGUGACCCCAUGGACCAGAGCACGCCAUUCACUCCCUUCUUCCACUGCCUCCCACAGUUUUGUCAAACUCAUGUUCGUAGCUUCAAGAACACUGUCCAACCAUCUCGUCCUCUGUCGUCCCCUUCUCCUUCCCAACAUCAGGGUCUUUUCCAGGGAGUCUUCUCUUCUCAUGAGGUGGCCAAAGUAUUGGAGCCUCAGCUUCAGGGUCUGUCCUUCCAGUGAGCACUCAGUUGGGAUUCCAUAAUCCUCCCCAGCCAACAGACUGGGAUGAUGGAAGCUGCAAUUCAACCACAUCUGGAGGGCCACAGAUGAACUGCACUAGUGCCAAGGCAGAUGUGCCAGUUUCCCUCCCCAUCUCUCUGCCUAGGGUAGGCAAAGUGGUGCCCUCCAGAAGUCAUGGGUUGCCACUCCUAUCAUCCAUGAUUGUUGCCCAUAGUGGCUGAUGCUGAGAGGAGUUGGAGACUAACAUUUGCAAGGCCUCACAUUAGCAUUCUGAUUAUAUUUUUGCUUGUGUCUCUCAAUUCCCUACUUUCUGGUGUCCAAAGCUCUCCUGCCCACUUUAACAACUCUUCUUUCCCCCACAAUGCCUGUAACAUGCCGCCAGUUCUUCACCCUCUCUGGCAGAGAAGUUCUCCUCAGCCCUUCCAUCUGAGUUCCCUCAACCUGGAGAUGCCAGGGUUUGAACCCAGGGUUAUUUGCCUGCACAGCAUUUGCUGUUUCCAGUGAGUAUAACCCUUGUUCCAUGUUCCGGGUAUUCCUAACAAUCUGUCAAAACAGGUGGUUAUAUUUUCAGGUACAACUGUCCCAUAUACUUUUACUACAACAAUAUUCAUGUUAGUAUGUCAAAUUGGAAACUUUUGAAAUCGCUACCUCUAUCAGAACACUGGAAAGGAGACUCCAUUGUUCUAGAAUUAUUUCCUUCAUAUGAGAAACAUAAUUUCUAAUAUGUGCAUAACCAAACAUAAUACAACUUUUCCACUAUUUGAAUUCUUUGCAAUGCCCAAAUGCUAUUGAACUGCCCAUUUUGAAUCUGGCUCACCAUUUUUUAAAAAAAUCAAGCUACAGACAUGUUUAAAAAAACAUUCCAUAGGAAUACUGGGGUCUGCUGCCAUUCGUUGCUCCACUCUCCUACCCCCGUUCCCCCACACCUGGCCAACCCCUCCUCCCUUUGCGUUUCACCCACCCCUUCCUCCCAGCUUGCCCCCUUUAAAGGAGCAUCUCCCCCCCCCCGUUAAAUAGCUCUCCUGGGCCAUCUGCCCCUCACACUACUUGCUUGCUCAUCUGCCUACCAUUUUGUCAUCGCACUGGAGCUUGUGCAGCCAGUGAACUACAGCGUGACAACAGCCUUACGUUUUUAUGUAUAUAGGAAGAUAGGGACCUCAGCUGCCUUAUACCAAGCCAGACAAAUGGUCCGUCUGGCUCAGUAUUUUUAUUGGUCAACGGGAGUGGCUGCCUGGGAUUUCAUGUGGGGCAUCUUUCCCAGCCUACCUGGAGAGGACAAGGAUUGAACCUGGGAGUUUGUGCAUGCCAAGCAGAUGCCCCACCGCUGAGCUAUGGCCCUGAUUGUACAUCAUGAAUGUACAAUAUUGUACAGUCACUCCUGAAUACCUGAAGGCGAUGCCUGGGAACUGAACCACAACAAAGGGCCUUUUCAUCCCUUUUUAACAAGCUUGGCUCCCGCCCCCUAUGAAAAUGUGAGGAAGGAUCGCCUAGUGGCUUGCGGCAGGAGUUUUCAGUUGUUUUUCCUCCUUGAGCCUGCGUGACCUUGGAGGAGUCGUUUUGAUUCUGCUACAAUUUCUCGUUUUCCCCAGCCUUUGCCUGGAACCUGUCCUGCAGACUCUUAAUUUUAGUAAAUACGAUAAUCUUUAUUGUCAUUGUCCCAUACAGAACAACGAAAUUGGAAAAAAUCUACAUCAGACAUUCAGAAACCAACAACCCUGCUAUCCCAGCCUGGUUAACCCCCUAAAAACUCUGGUACCCCAUAAUUAAAUACAAUAUUCUCCCACAGAGACUACCUUACACUGCGUUUAAAACCAAAAUCGCAUUUGGAUAAAACCUGUUUCUCAGGCGGCUAGUCCUAGUCUUUAUAACCCUGUACCUUCUUCCAGAAAGCAGAAGCUGAAAGGAAAGGUAAAGGUAAAGGGACCCCUGACCAUUAGGUCCAGUCGUGACCGACUCCGGGGUUGCGGCGCUCAUCUCGCUUUAUUGGCCGAGGGAGCCGGUGUACAGCCGGGUUAUGUGGCCAGCAUGACUAAGCUGUUUUUGACAAACCAGAGCAGCGCACGGAAAUGCCAUUUACCUUCCCGCCGGAGCGGUACCUAUUUAUCUACUUGCACUUUGACGUGCUUUCGAACUGCUAGGUUGGCAGGAGCAGGGACUGAGCAACAGGAGUUCACCCCGUCGCAGGGAUUCGAACCGCCGACCUUCUGAUCAGCAAGCCCUAGGCUCUGUGGUUUAACCCACAGCGCCACCCACGCCACCCAUCAAAUUUUACUAGACUAUAAUUUCCAUCAGUCUGGCUGGACCUGAUGGAAAUUGGCAUUUGGCAACAUCUGGAGAGCUAUGAGUUCCUCAGGCUGAUAAAGGAUGACCCACAACUAGUCCUACUUGGAAUAGAUCAGUUGAUUCCUAUGGGCCUGACUACUCUGAGAAUGGUUUGGUUAAAUGCUGCUCAGAGUUGUGUCCUUAUUUUGCUUGUCUCCAUUCACAGGUUCACUUCCAGAUGUGUGGCUACUGACCACCAACCUCCCAUAAAAUGAUACUCUUGCCUUUAAACAUUUCUGCUGCGACCUGCUUUCACAGAGGAAAGGCAGGCUGAAAAAGAAUCUCAUGAAGGGCUGUAUACAUUCUUGCCACAUCCAAAAAAAGUAGCAUUUAUUAGUAGCAUCAAUAACAUGUGGAAGAAUGAGGAGCCACUGCAAUUUGCAGGAUAAGACCUUUGGGGGUAUUUUGAGAAGCCGACAGCUGCUUGCUAAUGUCUCAAGAACCCUGUUGUUUUGAUUAUUUAUUAAAUUAAAGUAAGUUACUAGAUCUCAUGGUUAGGCACAGAUUUCAAAGGCAUUUAUGGAUCCUGUGGUUAGGCACAGAUUUCAGGGUGAUGCGACAUGGCAUUGGUAGAGCAGUAACAACGAGGCAAGUCAGACAGGGAAGAAUUGAGUUCUGGCUGCAUUUAGUGAUUUGUCACACAAAAACUCCAGAAGUGAGGCAAGACUCCUCCACCUUCCCCUACUCUGUUCAGAGUUGCUACCUUCUUCUUUUCCCUGAUUGGCUCAUGAUGAGAGCAGUUGCAUGUCAGGCCGAAAUUUAUCAGGUGGUGUUAUCCAUGCUGGGAUAAGCUGCUCCUGUUGGAUUGUAUUUCUUCUUUUCUUUUGCAUGGUGUACUGUUCUUAAAGAGGGACGCGGGUGGUGCUGUGGGUUAAACCACAGAGCCUAGGACUUGCUGAUCGGAAGGUCGGCGGUUCGAAUCCCCGCAGCGGGGUGAGCUCCCUUUGCUCGGUCCCUCCUCCUGCCAACCUAGCAGUUUGAAAGCACAUCAAAGUGCAAGUAGAUAAAUAGGUACCACUCCGGUGGGAAGGUAAACACCAUUUCCGUGUGCUGCUCUGGUUUGCCAGAAGCGGCUUAGUCAUGCUGGCCACAUGACCUGGAAGCUGUACGCUGGCUCCCUCGGCCAAUAAAGCGAGAUGAGCUCCGCAACCCCAGAGUCCUCCACGACUGGACCUAAUGGUCAGGGGUCCCUUUACCUUUACCUUACUGUUCUUAAAGGCACAAGAAACCGUGGCAAGGAAGGCAUGCAGACUGAGGGAAAUGACUUUAUUUUUCCCCCGGAGGGGCAGCGCAAAAGGAAAUCUCCACCCUUUCUCCUUCUCUGUUCUUGCUUGUUUUCACAAAGCUCAGGCCAUCUGUUGAUGCAUGCUGAAUGCGCUGUCGAGAAGCUGUAAGUGGAAGUGAUCCUGCCAGACAGAAAGAUUAAUUCAGAUUGCUUUGUGUGCGUAGUAACUACUAGAGCUGUCUUCAGCCUCAAAGGAGCCCACAGCCUUUUUGCCCUAGAGAAAGUGAGACUUGCACCUCUCAGCAUCUUUCGCUCGCCUCCAAAUCACCGGUGGCUUUCCUUUCUUCUGCCGCUGAUCACGGGCAAAUCUCCCUUCAGCCCCCCCCCCCCCCCAGAUUCAACAUGCAAAAAUUAAAAGUGGUGAGUAAUAGUAUUUCUGUGCUGCUUUUCAUUCAAAUGAAUCCCUAAGCGGCUUGCAAACAAUACAGAACAAUAGGACAUAACAGAACAUCACAUAGAUACAGCACAAAUCAUAUAAAACGAUUAACAAAAUUAUCAAUAAAGCAGCUACAAAUCAUCGAUAAAAAAAUUGCGAUCUAUAAAACAGUGUUAACAAAGCGGGAAAUAAAUAAUGAGCUAAAUCUCCAGCCCAAGUCAUAUUGUAUCAUUAACUAAUCAAUACGACACUGAUAAUCUAUAAAACAACAUUAACAGAAUAGCAACUGGGGGGGGGGAUAAGCUAAGCAUUAUGGGGGCAGAUGGGGCUUGUCAAUCUGGGGAGGUAGCCCAUCUAGGAAAAGGAAAACUCUGGUCCUAAACCACUGCUGCCUUGUGGGAAAUCUUCUGGAGAAGAAAGACCCUGGGAGCAAACCCUACAAAAAUCCACAGAUGAGACCCUAAGAUGUUUGGAUGGUGCCUCCUUCCAGCAAGUCUUGCGGCCAAGCCACUGCCAACCAUCUUGUCCUGCUCUCCUUUGGACCACAUCAGCGAGGUGGAAAUGAGGAUCUUGUCUUUUUUUUCUUAAAAAAAAAAUUAUUGCUUUUCCAGAAUUUUUAAACAAACAAACAUACAUACAUCUUAACUGUACUUAAUCCAAUCUUAGUAACAUUGUUAAGUGACUUCCUCGAAUCCCCCUGGCUGAAUUUCAGUGUAUAUCAUUGUAACAGUUUUCCAAAACCAAUUUUCUCAUAAAAUUAACUUAAUCACUUAACAUCUUUCUUCCUUUUCAUUUUAACUUUAAACAUAUUAAUCUCUAACAUCACAUAUUUAAAUCCAAGGCCUAUCUGGUAUUUGCAAGUGUUUCCAAUUAAGUUAUCUUAGCAUAUUUAACUAAAUAGUCUUUGAAUUUCAUCCAUUCCUCCUGGUACUCCUCCUCCUUCUGGUCGCGGACUCUUCCAGUCAGGUCGGCUAGCUCCGAAAAGUCCAUCAGGAGAUGAGGAUCUUGUCGUCUGGGCAGCCCAGGACUUCCAGACACACUGCCCAGGCUUGCGCCCCAGGGAGGUCACUUGGGUACUGCUAACACAGCUAACUUCACCCCCAGAGGCUCACUCCACGGUCUCUUGAGACAGACGGAUGCCAACAAGUUUAAGUUCUUACACACACUCUCCAUGCCCCCAUGACUCAUAAUCUUUUGCUCUAUUCAGUUCAUUAAAAUACACAUACAGUGGUACCUCGGGUUAAGAACGUAAUUUGUUCCGGAGGUCCGUUCUUAACCUGAAACUGUUCUUAACCUGAAGCACCACUUUAGCUAAUGGGGCCUCCCGCUGCUGCCGCACUGCUGGCUCAAGAUUUCUGUUCUCAUCCUGAAGCAAAGUUCUUAACCUGAAGCACUAUUUCUGGGUUAGCGGAGUCUGUAACCUGAAGCGUCUGUAACCUGAAGUGCCUGUAACCCGAGGUACCUGUAACCUUGACUCUCAAACUUAAUCCGUUCCAGACUUUUAUUUUUUUUAUUUUUCAAAAAAAUUGAUUUUAUAACACAAAUAAACAACACAUACAGAAGAGCAAACAAUACAAACAAAUUCUUGUCUUAUCCUUAUUUUUUCUAAACAUUGCUAGGUGGGCUUCCCCAAGUCCCCCCUAUCUGAUUUUCAUUUUACCUCAUUUUUAGCAGUUUACAUAUGUCAUAAUUUCUUACCAUUUUUUUUAUCACGCUUACUUUAACCAUAAAAAUCUUCACAUUUAAUCACUUUCAAAUAAUACUGUUUUAAAAUACACUAUCUUCUACUUCUAACCCUACAGCCUAUAUCCACUUCCAAAGCUAUUCUAAGAUUUAAAUAUUAACAUACAGUGGUGCCCCGCAAGACGAAUGCCUCGCAAGACGAAAAACCCGCUAGACAAAAGGGUUUAGCAAUUUUUGAGUCGUUCCGCAAGACGAAUUUCCCUAUGGGCUUGCUUCGCAAGACGAAAGGGUUUUGCGAGUUCUUGCGAGUUUGUUUCCUUUUUCUUAAAGCCGUUAAUAGCCGCUAAGCCGUUAAUAGCCGCUAAGCUGUUAAUAGCCGUGCUUCGCAAGACGAAAAAACCGCAAGACGAAGAGACUCGCGGAACGGAUUAAUUUCGUCUUGCGAGGCACCACUGUAUUUUUUCAAAUAUUCCUUAAACUUCUUCCAAUCUUCUUCCACCGUCUCUUUUCUCUGGUCUCGGAGUCUCCCAGUCAGUUCGGCAAGUUCCAUAUACUCCAUCAUCUUCAUCGUUCCAGACUUUUAAAAACAACCCUUCAAGCAGCAAUUUAACACGAAUUUUACUAUCUAAUGAGACCAUUGCUGAAAGCAAUAAACAAUGUACUGCAGUCACACAAUCAGUCAAUCAGUAGCUGAACUGGGUUCCACACAGUCACAAAAAAAGAGGCACAACAACGCAAAAUAGCAAAGACAGACAGACCUCGGUGUAACACUCAAAAUGGAAGUGUGGCACUCAAAUCGGAAGCAUAACUCUCAAAAUGGAGCACAUUCGGCUUCCAGAAAAAGUUUGCAAACCGAAACACUUACUUCCGAGUUUGCAGUGUUUGGGUUCCAAGUUGGUUGGGUACCAAGGCGUUUGAGAAACAAGGUACCACUGUGAUGCACAUUGUUAAGCCAGCUCAGCCAGGUGCUGUGUUCAGUGGGGUCCUUGGGCCAUGGUGGAGACAGUGAUGAUGAGUAACCAGCCCAUGCCACUCUAGAUAAUCAGUAAUAAUAAUAAUAAUAAUAAUAAUAAUAAUAAUAAUAAUAAUAAUUUAUUAUUUAUACCCCGCCCAUCUGGCUGGGCUUCCCCAGCUACUCUGGGCGGCUUCCAAAAAAAUAUUAAAAUACUGUGAUACAUCAAACAUCAAAAGCUUCCCUAAAGAGGGCUGCCUUCAGAUGUCUUCUAAAAGUCUGGUAGUUGUUGUUCUCUUUUACAUCUGAUGGGAGGGCGUUCCACAGGGCAGGUGCCACUACCGAGAAGGCCCUCUGCCUGGUUCCCUGUAACUUGGCUUCUCGCAGUUAGGGAACCGCCAGAAGGCCCUCGGAGCUGGACCUCAGUGUCUGGGCAGAACGAUGGGGAUGGAGAUGCUCCUUCAGAUAUACUGGACUGAGGCCGUUUAGGGCUUUAAAGGUCCAUCAGGACCUUUAAUCAGGAGGUCCAUUCCCACUCAAGGAAGUCCAAGACGAGUCUGGUGCAUGCUGGGGCUUGGCUUGCCUGUGUGUCUUCCCCAGCCAUCAUUUUAAGCCACGCAGAUGCUCACUCAAAGGCAUUAAUAGUCUUUUUUUAAUUUGAAAGGAUGGUUUGCAGUUGUCUGUUAACUUGGAAACCAUGGCUUGAGGUGGGUUUGCAGACACUUCUUUGUGCGAUGUCAUGGAGAAGUCAUAAGUCAGAGGGCUACUGCUUGGUGGAAUGAGAGCGAAGCAGAGUGAUGAGUAUUUAGAAAGACGAGGGCUGAGAUAAAUUAAAAGGAAAGCAGCCAGGUCAGCUGUUCUCAGCCGUAGUGCUCCUGUUGUACAUUAGGAAACUCAUACCGUGAUUUGGGUUCUAAAGUAUGGUUGUUGCAAAACUGCACCUCCAUGGUUUGGUCUGGUGUCUGAACUGAGCAUGAGGAUGGUUCAGAUGGUUUGCCAAACCAUGGUUUGUCCAGAUAUCUGAACUGAUAGCAUCUGUGUUUGGCAGGAAGUCUUUUCUAAGUCCUGCUGCCUGGGAUCCUUUUCAGCUGGGGAAAUGAGUGACAGAGGGCCAAAGUACAGGAGAAGUUAAAUGCCUCUUUGCACUUAACGUAGAAGUGUUUCAUUGUAAAAUACAAAUUACAUCAGCUCUGGUGAGGCUGAUGAUUAACCGUAUCAGAACAGGCGCAGAGCAGAAAACAUUCCUGCAGAAAAACCCCUUUCUCAAGCGGACAUGUUCGGUAUGGUAUCUGAAUUAAGCAUGAACAUGGUUCAGAUGUAGCAACAAACCAUGGUUUGCCAUGAUAUCUGAGCUGACAGCAUUGGAUAAACUAUGGUUUGCAAGUGGCCACCAACUCAGGCUUGAUGCUGAUAUGCAGAUCACGGUUUGGCAAAUGAGGGCUAAGUUGCAGGUUAAAUUCCUCCUUGCAUUUAGCAUAGGGUGUUUGUUUGUUUGUUUGUUUGUUUGUUUGUUUGUUUGUUGUAAAAUGAAAAUUGCAUCGGCUCUGGGCAUCAGCUUUCUAAAGCAGGUGUUUGUUUGGGAAAGAAAUCUCCUAAUGGCACCAGUGCAGGAAUUCCCUCUCAGUACAAAUAGCACUUGGAGGGAGGGGUUUUCCUCAAGGUGACAGCUGUGAAGGAAUGUCUAAAGUUCUCCCUUCACACCUGCUCUGACCCUGUUAAUUAUCAGCCUCCCUACAGCUGACUAAUUAUUAAAACCCGCAUGCUAAAUGCGCAUUUAACAUUGCAUUGUGUUUGGUCCAAAGCCAGACGUGGGUGGCUCUGCCUACUUUCCCGCCGCGAGGGAAUGCAGCCCCAGACCUGGAAAAGCUUCCCUCCUCUUACCUAGACCUUCCUGUCCCCAGGCCCGUGUGUGAUUUCUUAUCCUCCCUUUAACUUUCUGUAGCGUUCAGCUCUUCCUGCCCCUAGGCUUCCCACGAGGUGUUCUGCCCCCUCAAACCAACCUUUUAUCAUUCCUGAAAGAGCUACACCCUGCGUUGGCUAUGCGUCGCUUGCUGUUUCUCAGCCUCAGCAAUUGGAAUGUUUGUGAACGUUCUUCUACAUCGCGGUUGCACAGCCCCCAGCUAGCAAGACCUUGCAAAGGCAUGCCAGGCUUUUUCCUCAAAUUCCACAAUCGUAGGGCAGAUGAGAGCAAACCUUCCGCUUCCUUUGGAAAGGGCUUAACAUCGCUUCCCUUCCCAUCUCCUCACCGCUGGCUUCGACAUCUCGCUUAAGUUUGUGAUCCGUAUCACAUUUAUGCCUACAAGAUGACAUUUAGCUGGGCCAUUGUAAGGCUUAAUUUAUGAAUUGUUCUUUUUUUAAAAUUUGCAUUUUAUUUAUUUGUUAACAUUCUUAUAUUACAUCGGUAAACGUUGUCAUAUUACAUUACAGAACUAACUAUAAUAUAAUUUCCAACAUGUAUACAAAAAUUAUAUACAAAUUUUAUAUACCUAGAAAGAAAAUGAAACAAAAAAAAGAACAAAGAGAAAAACAAUUCCCCCCCCCAAAAAAUCAUAUACAUACCAACACACUAGACUUCCUGUCUUUCCCAUUAUAUAUUCCUUUUUUUACAAAUGAAUGUACUCUUAUUAUUGUAUAUUUCGUCAGUAAAAGGUAAAGGGACCCCUGACCAUUAGGUCCAGUCGUGACCGAUUCUGGGGUUGCAGUGCUCAUCUCGCUUUAUUGGCCGAGGGAGCCGGCGUACAGCUUCCGGGUCAUGUGGCCAGCAUGACUAAGCCGCUUCUGGCGAACCAGAGCAGCGCACGGAAACGCCGUUUACCUUCCCGCCAGAGCGGUACCUAUUUAUCUACUUGCACUUGAUGUGCUUUCGAACUGCUAGGUUGGCAGGAGCAGGGACCGAGCAACAGGAGCUCACCCCGUCGCGGGGAUUCGAACCGCCAGCCUUCUGAUCGGCAAGUCCUAGGCUCUGUGGUUUAACCCACAGCGCCGCCCACAUCAGCUGGGCCAUAGUAAGGCUUAAAUUAUGAAUUGUUCUUAAUGGCCGCUUCUUAUGCAGAAGCAUCAUGUAGUACCUUGAAAACCUUAGAGAUAAUUUUACAGUUAGGACUGUAGGAAGAUCCUUGAGCCACAGACCACUGGUCCAUCGAGUUCACUGUUGUCUACACUGACUGGCAGCAGCUGCCCUCAAUCAGGAUUUCAGACUGCAUUCUCUCCCAGCCCUGCUUACAGAUGCUGGGGACUGAACCUGGGACCUUCUGCAUGCAGAGCAGGUGUCCUACCACUUCUCAUAGGAGCAGUGUUCGAAAUUAGCCAGGCACACUUUUACACCUGACUAUCGGCCACUAGUGACCAAGUAAUAAUAAUAAUAUUUAUACCCUGCCUAUCUGGCUGGGUUUCCCCAGCCACUCUGGGCAGCUUACAGCCCAUAUACAAAAUAGUAUAACCUGACAUCUCCACCUUCUGGGGAUCCUUAGAUCUUGACUGCUUUCACACACUAUUACCCCAUCCUGGAGAAUUCUAUCUGUUAUAUUUUAUCUGCACAAUCAGAAUGAAUUUCAGGAACCAAAACGCUUUUCAUGUACGGUCUGAGCAGGAGCGGUGAACAACGUUAUAGCUAACUGUUGUCGUUUGUCUUCACUUACCCCGUCCUGCUGUCCUGCUAACAGUUGUGGAGAAUAUUCCUACAUUAUGAGUGGUCUGUGUUGCGAUUGAGAAAAGGUGGUCGGAAUAGGCCACUUUUAUAUAUACCGUAUUUUUCGCUCCAUAAGACGCACUUUUUUCCUCCUAAAAAGUAAGGGGAAAUGUCUGUGUGUCUUACGGAGCGAAUGCGUGGUCCCUGGAGCCAAAUUGCAGGUCCCUUUUUUUUUUUAAAGAAAGAGGGAAGGGGGUGUUGAAACGAAGCCGCUGAGCAGCUGAUCGGCAAGCGAUCGGGAGGGAGAUAAGGGACUCUAGCAAUAAAGGAGGCUGCCUGGGAGGGGGAAGGUAAAAGCCCAUGGAUCCUCAGGAUUUUUGCAUUGGGUCACCCCAAAUUCACCAUCAGAUCCCAUAUUAUGUCUGUAGCAACAGCAUGAACCCCAGAAAUCAUACGUCCACUGUUUUGUUCAGAAUAUUUUUUUUCUUGUUUUCCUCCUCUAAAAACUAGGUGCGUCUUAUGGUCAGGUGCGUCUUAUGGUCAGGUGCGUCUUAUGGAGCGAAAAAUGGUGUGUGUGUGUGUGUGUGUGUGUGUGUGUGUGUGUGUGGACAAUCCCUGGAUCAAGUGGCUUUUCUCCUUUUAAGUUCUCCAAAGUUCAUCCCCUAGCUCAAAGUUGCCAUCUGAACUAGCCAGAUGCCACAGUCAUUUGAGAAAGGAGACUUUACAGCCGUCUUGCCCCAAAAUGGCAGCUAGCCAUUCCGUCUUCACGACUGGAACCUUGGUUUAAGGAGCCAUUUGGCAUCUAGCUUACCGUAUUUUUCUCUCUAUAAAACACACUUUUUCCCUCCUAAAAAGUAAGGGGAAAUGUGUGUGCGUCUUAUGGAGCGAAUGCAAGCUGUGCAGCUAUCCCAGAAGCCAGAACAGCAAGAGGGAUCGCUGCGCAGCAAUCCCUCUUGCUGUUCUGGCUUCUGGGAUUCAGAAUAAUUUUUUUCUUGUUUUCCUCCUCCAAAAACUAGGUGUGUCUUAUAGAGCGAAAAAUACGGUAUAUAGCUGAGCUUCUGCCACUUCCCACUGGAAAUAGUUCAAACGGUUGCUACCAUUUUAUGGCUAUUUGGUCUCCUAUAGCUUUGUCUUUUCCUUCUUCAGAUCCUGCAGAACUUUUCUGGAGUUUCCCCCCUUUGUUUGGAGCAACUGUGCCACCCAGGCUAGCCUUUUUGGGGAGCUCACCCCCACCCUCGACUGCUAGGUAGGCAGAGCAGCGACCGAGCAACGGGAGCUCACCCCGUCGCGGGGAUUCGAACUGCCGACCUUCUGAUCGGCAAGUCCUAGGCUCUGUGGUUUAACCCACAGCGCCACCCGCGUCCCUUUUGGUAAAGUAGGGUUGCCAUAUUUCAAACAGUGGAACUUUUCUAGACAGAAAAGCUGUUGAGUUUUUUUUUUGUUUUUUUUUGGCAAAAUAAUAAUAAUAAUAAUACCAAGGCAGAACUUUUGGUUUAUCCAGGAUUUCAGACUAGAUUCACCCCCAGCCUCAUUUGGAGAUUGAAUUUGGCGUCUUCUGCAUGCCAAACAGAUGUUCUGGCGCUGAGCUACAGCCUCUAUACAUCUCCAUCUGCGUAAGAAGUUUCACCUGCUUAGUUUCCAGGUGUUAACCUGCUAGGAUUGAAAAAGCAGAAGGGCGAGUCAAUGAAGCAGGGAACCCAUGCCUGGUAGUCCUGUUGUAACAACUCCACUUGCCCCUCAGGAGUGAUGGGCCGUGACAGGCUCUCUCCUGCCUACCUCGGGAUCCCACAGAUCGCUCGGCUGUCACCUGCUGGGUGACACAUUCAUCCUUUCCCUCCUGACGUCUCAGGAUAUGGCUGCCUAGGGAUUGACAAGAACAGUCUUAUUUCUGGGCCACGUCUGUGGUCCAUGCGUUGGUCUGCCCCAUUUUCUGCAAAAGAUGUGAAAUAAACUGCACAGGAAUCCUUUCCCACAGGAGGUGGUGAUGGCCACAGACCUAGAAUGAUAGAAUUGUAGAGUUGGAAAGGGACCCCAGGGGUCCCUUGCAAUGCAGGAAUCUCGGAUAAAACCUCCCUGGCAGAUGGCCGUCCAACCUCUGCUUAAAAACCUCCAAGGAAGGAGAGUCCACAACCUCCAUUCCCCUGUCAAACAGCUCUUACUGUCAUGAAGUUCUUCCUGACGUUGAGUGAGAAUCUCCUUCCUUGUUACGUGAAGCCAUUGGUUCGAAUCCUACCCUCCGGAGCAGGAGAAAACAAACCUGCUCCAUCAUCCAUUGGGCAGACCUCGAGAUAAUUGAAGGUGGCUAUCAUAUCUCUUCUCAUUCUCCUCUUUCCCAGGCUAAACAUACCCAGCUCUUUCAACCGUUCCUCAUAGGGUUAGGUUUAAACCUUGUUGAUGAUGUUGUUUAGUCGUGUCCGACUCUUCGUGACCCCCUGGACCAGAGCACACCAGGCACUCCUGUCUUCCACUGCCUCCCACAGCUUGGUCAAACUCAUGCUGGUACCUUCAAGAAAACUGUCCAACCAUCUCGUCCUCUGUCGUCCCCUUCUCCUUGUACCCUCCAUAUUUCCCAACAUCAGGGUUUUUUCCAGGGAGUCUUCUCUUCUCAUGAGGUGGCCAAAAUAUUGGAGCCUCAGCUUCAGGAUCUGUCCUUCCAGUGAGCACUCAGGGCUGAUUUCCUUCAGAAUGGAUAGGUUUGAUCUUGCAGUCCAUGGGACUCUCAAGAGUCUCCUCCAGCACCAUAAUUCAAAAGCAUCAAUUCGUCGGCGAUCAGCCUUCUUUAUGGUCCAGCUCUCACUUCCAUACAUCACUUCUGGGGAAACCAUAGCUUUAACUAUAUGGACCUUUGUGGGCAAGGUGAUGUCUCUGCUUUUUAAGAUGCUGUCUAGGUUUAAACCUAGAUGGCUUUAAAAGAAGAUCAGAUUAAUGCAUGGAGGAGAUUGAUAGCUGCCAGCCAGGAUGGUUAUGCUUCUGAAUGCCAGCGUGUGCUCAGAUCCUUCUUGUAAGUUUCCCACAAGGCAUCUGGUCUGCCACUGUGGGAACAGGAUGCUGGGCUAAAGGUGUAGGAGCAAGUGUUUGAAUCUCACUGCACCAAAUUCUACUCCAGGCAGACCUAUUGGCUGCAUACAUACAUGACUGGCUUGGGUCUAUUAAUUUCUGGGAGUUGGCUCUUGAGUAUGAAUAACGUUGUGCUGCGCCCAGUUAAAUUCUACUCACUGAAAUGAAUGAACCCAAGUUAGUCACCUUUCAUUUAGUUCAGUAGGUCUACUCUGAGCAGGAGUAGAAUUGGAUGUAGUCCAUGCCUUUCAGGACUGUUUCCAGAAUCGAGAGAAUAUAUCUGUAACCUUUUUGCACGUAUACUUUGGGAUACUUCAAAGUGUUAUUUUUAUCGGCCUUUUUCAGGAAAGGCUUGGUCAGCUCUGAUUAAUAAGUGCUUAUUCCAUUUCCUUUCCUUCCGUAAUGAGCCAUUUUCUUCGGGGAGGGAGGGGGCCUGGAUCUCCCAUGCUGUCUGCUAUUUCUCUACUAUAUAUUAAAAAGGGUUCGCUUUGCAGAAUGUGGCGUUGUUGUUUUUAAUGGAAUCUCUCACAAAUUCUUCAUCUCCAGUGAAUUCGGUGACCUCUCUGAGGCUGCCUCUUAAUCUUCUCUUUUUCUCUCAGAAGAGUGACCUACUUUCUUGAGCCUUAUUGAGUUGCUGAGAUCCCGGAAUAUCCAUGUCAAUUGGGUUUUCUUCCUCGCUGCUGUCUCUCUCCAAAUGCACACAUGCACCCAGGCAAAUGUCUUGAGCGCUAUUAUAUAAUAAGCAACGCAGGCCUACAAGCAAUGUGCUCUGUGAUGCAAGGAUUUGGCCGAGCCCAGGGUAGCUUGCUUUAGAUUUGGAGAGCUGGUCCCCACAAGCUCCUUGGCUUGCUUCAAGAGCAGAACAAUGGGAAAGUGGCAAGGUUGAAUCCUGACAAGACAGAAGUACUCUUUUUGGGAGACAGAGGUUGGGUGGGUGUGGGGGACUCCCUGGUCCUGAAACGAUUAACUGUGCCCCUGAAAGACCAGGUGCGCAGCCUGGGAGUCAUUUUGGACUCACAGCUGUCCAUGAAGGCACAGGUUAAUUCUGUGUCCAGGGUAGCUGUUGACCAGCUCCAUCUGGUACGCAGGAUGAGACCCUACUUGCCUGUGGAUUGUCUCGCCAGAGAGGUGCAUGCUCUAGUUAUCUCCCACUUGGACUACUGCAAUGCGUUCUACGUGGGGCUACCUUUGAAGGUGACUCGGAAACUGCAAUUAAUCCAGAACGCGGCAGCCAGACUGGUGACUGGGAGCGGCCACCAAGACCAUACAACACCAAUCCUAAAGGAUCUUCACUGGCUCCCGGUAAGUUUCCGAGCACAAUUCAAAGUGUUGGUGCGGAACUUAAAAGCUCUAAACAGCCUCGGUCCUGUAUACCUGAAGGAGCGUCUCCACCCCCAUCGUUCAGCCCAGACACUGAGGUCCAGCGCCAAGGGCCUUCUGGCAGUUCCCUCAUUGCGAGGCUACAGGGAACCAGGCAGAGGGCCUUCUCGGUGGUGGCGCCUGCCCUGUGGAACGCCCUCCCAUCAGGUGUCAAGAAAAUAAACAACUAUCUGACUUUUAGAAGACAUCUGAAGGCAGCCCUGUUUAGGGAAGUUUUUAUUGUUUGAUGUUCUGUUAUGUUUUAGGUGUGCUGCAAGUCACCCAGAGUGGUUGGGGAAAUCCAGCCAGAUGGACAGGGUAUAAAUAAUAAAAUGAUUAUUAUUAUUAUUUAUUUAUUUAUUUAUUAGGUGGUCUACUCAACAUCUCUCUCCCACCUCCUCCGGGAUGUGGCCCUUGCUUGUCAUUGACUCUGAGGAGAGAAGAUUAUCCCACAGCUACCUGGAAGGGUGUAUCCUCUCUUUCCCUUCCCGUGCUCAACAUGGGAAAGGUUCUCAUGACCUCUUACUCCUAAUCUAGGAAGCUGCUUUUCUACUAAGUCAGACCCAUUGCUCCAUCUAUCUCCAUGUUGUCUACUCUGACUGGCAGCAGCUCUCCAGGUUUCCGGCAGGGGACAUUCCCACCCUAACUGAAGAUCCCAGGGACUGAACAGCUGCUCUACCUCUCACCCAAAAUAAUCUCUAUUUGCAUUGAGUUUCCAAAUUAAUUUUGAGCAGACUUGAGCCCCGCAACAGCGUAGAAACUAAGAAGACCCAAAUACAGUGGUACCUCGGGUUACAGACACUUCAGGUUACAGACGCUUCAGGUUACAGACUCCGCUAACCCACAAAUAAUACCUCAGGUUAAGAACUUUGCUUCAGGAUGAGAACAGAAAUUGUGCAGUGGCAGCAGGAGGCCCCAUUAGCUAAAGUGGUACCUCAGUUUCAGAACAGUUUCAGGUUAAGAACGGACUUCCAGAACGAAUUAAGUUCUUAACCUGAGGUACCACUGUAAAGUUUUUGGCAGCAGGUAACAUCCAAUACCAGCCUUCACUUGGUUGGGUCUAGUUUUUAGCUGUUUUGUCUCAUGAAGUUCUGAUUUGCUAUUUGGGUUACGUGGAGAUAUGCAGCGAGAUAUAUAUAGUUUCCCACAGCAGAGUGCCUGCAGCAUAAUAAGACGAGCUCUGAUGGCCGAGUCCUUCUGGCUUCUGCAAGAGUACAAAAUGAGUUCUAAAAGUCACAUAAUACCUAGGUGGGCAUCUCUGCUCUCCAGAGACACUGAGCUAGAACAUUCGUGACUUGCAAAUUGCAGGAUCUGCUGCAAAGAAACAGGCAACCCCAACCUGUCUCCGUUCCCCCUAGAUUGCAUUUUUUGCCUUCGGUUGCCUCUCAAGUUGCCUGUAACUAAUCUCCCAGAGGAAUCAGCCUUUCAGGGAGAAACUCAUCCUUCUGCAGUUUCCAAUAAACGCCGCAGGCUUGCAGAACAGUAUAUAUUCUCGGCGACUUCACUGGAAUCGCAGCUUGUGACUGGAGGCAUCCUUUGCAUAAGAGAGACUGGUGCUCUUGGAUAGUGUUAGAAUCAUAGAACUGCAGAGUUGGAAGGGACCCGAAAGGUCCUCUAGUCCAACCCCUCUGUGAUGCAGGAAUCUCAACUCAGGCAUCCAUGACAAAUGACCAUCCAACCUCUGUUUAAAAACCUCCAAGGAAGGAGAGUCCACAACCCCCCCGAAGGAGACCAUUCCCCUGUCGAACAGCUCUUACUGUCAGAAGGUUCUUCCUAAUGUUGAGUCAGAAUAUCCUUUGCUUUUAAUUUGAAGCCUUUGGUUCGAGUCCUACCCUCAAGAGCAGGAGAAAACAAGCUUGUUCCCAAAUAUCCCUUCAGAUAUUUGAAGAUGGCUAUUCUAUCUCCUCUCAGUCUCCUCUUUUCCAGGCUAAACCUACCCAGCUCCUUCAACCAUUCCUCAGAAGGCUUGGCUUCUAGACCCUUGAUCAGACAGAGCUAUUCCGCCUGGCCUUUAAUUUGAAUUCAGCCUGAUCUUUUAUUUCCCUUCUCUUUCCUCCCCCUCCCCUUUUAUGAAGAUCACCCGCUCUGAGACCCCACAGCUAAUUCUCCCCUGGCCUCCUCACUGGCCCAAGUAGGACUAAUUCAGCCAGCUAGCCCUGGUGAUUAUCUAAUUGAUUUUUGAAUUUUAUUGUUGUUCAUGUUUUUAAACUGUAUUUUAUGCUGCUUUUAUAAUUAAGUGUUUAAAGUGUUUUAAAUUUGUUGUUAGCCGCCCUGAGCCCGGUUUUUGAACCGGGAGGGGCGGGGUAUAAAUAAAGAUUUAUUAUUAUUUUUUAUUAUUAUCAUCUUAGUUGCCUUUCUCUGCUCACGUUCCAAAUUCCUGAAUGCUUCAGGCUUUCCUCAUGUGAGUAUCACUCCAUCCCGUUGGUUGGUGGUGAUGUUAGGUUGGUGUUGGCAAUGAGGGAGAAAUCCGUCCAAUUCACUGUUUAACGUGAGCCUAACAAAUUCACGUUUGUGGGUCAAAUUAGCAGUUUGAACUUGGGAACGUGAAGAGGGCCUGCUGGAUCAGGCCCGCAGCCCAUCUAAUAAUAAUAAUAAUAAUAUUUAUACCCUGCCCUCCCCAGCCAAAACCGGACUCAGAGCGGCUAACAUCGAAUAUACAGUGGUACCUCGGGUUAAGUACUUAAUUCGUUCCGGAGGUCCGUUCUUAACCUGAAACUGUUCUUAACCUGAAGCACCACUUUAGCUAAUGGGGCCUCCUGCUGCAGCCGCGCCGCCGGAGCACGAUUUCUGUUCUCAUCCUGAAGCAAAGUUCUUAACCUGAAGCACUAUUUCUGGGUUAGCAGAGUCUGCAACCUGAAGCGUAUGUAACCUGAAGCGUAUGUAACCUGAGGUACCACUGUAUAACGUAUUACCGUAAAAUUAAGCAAUCAAUUAAAAUGCAUCCUAAAAUCAAAUCAGAAUCAAAGUGAAAUCUAAUCGGAUGGCAACCCGCAAAUUAGGGAUGGGGACCUUAAAUGUGCUAGGGGACCCUAAAUGUGCUAGUCAGCAUUCUGUUCUCACAGUAGCCAGAAUCCUGCACACUUUUUGAUGCAGUUGUGCGACCUAAGCAUGCGUGCACAACUGCGUCUGUCAGUGAAAAGCUCGCCCAGCAAGUGUGCACAAUGUAGUGGGAAUUAAUGUGCAAAAAACCCCAGUUUUUGAGUUUUUGUGGGGGCCUGUUAAACGAAAGAAUUCGCCGACGUAUGUGGAAGUGAGGUGAGCUGAACUUGAGCCUUGCAAAACAAGAUGUGGAGAUGAGCCAAAAUGGACACAUUCGCUCAUCCUCUCGUCAGUAUUGUCAUGGCGCUGGGCCUAAACUUUGUACACCCCAAGAAGCAAAUAACACGCAGCGAGAAACAGCGUUGUGUCAUGAUCAAACCCGACCCGUUGGGAUGGUGUGCAACCCUGCCAAGUCUGACAGAUAUAACGCUCUUCUCAGCUGGAACGCACUUUGAACGUAGGGGAAGCAACUCUUCCCAUGGCUGAUUUCAAAGGAUGUGAAUUUCUGGGAGUUGGGGGUCGGAGGUGGGGUUGGUCUUUUGGUUGAGAUUAAGGAGGAUUUCGGCAUCCUUUGUUUAGAGGGAUAUUGACUCAGUGCCGCGGGUUAUUCUCCCAAUUAGCUAAGCAAGGCGAUCUCCGGCAGGACUGAACUGUGGAAGUCUGCUGUGUCAGGGUCAAAACUACACCUAGAUCAAAGGACGCCUCAGUGCCGUCAAACGGCCCUUAUCAGGGAGAACACUCUUGAGAUGGCUCAGCUGUUAUUCAUUCUUCUCCAUUUUUUUGAAAGCCCAGAUGAGUUUCUUUCUGAAGUUGAGUCGGAAGGGAGUUUCCCUUCCAGGCUAAAAAGCAGGAAAGUGGGGAAGAGACCUCUCCCACUUGGAGACCCAAAUAAGCGGAAGUUGAGAAUUUUAAAUAAAAAGACCGUAGGACCUUACUGUUUAUUGUAUUUAGGAUGUGUGUGGUUUUUGUUAAAAAAAGAAAAAGAACAACUUUGGCUGCUCCUUGAAGGCACAAGAAGUGUAACCAUGUUUGGAAGUAAAUCCUUCAAAACCGGAGCAUAAAAUGAAUUAUGUUAAUAAUUAUUUAUACAUACAGCGGUACCUCAGGUUAAGAACUUAAUUCGUUCUGGAGGUCCAUUCUUAACCUGAAACUGUUCUUAACCUGAAGCACCACUUUAGCUAAUGGGGCCUUCUGCCGCCGUGCCGCUGCUGCACGAUUUCUGUUCUCAUCCUGAAGCAAAGUUCUUAACCCAAGGUACUAUUUCGGAGUCUGUAACCUGAAACGUCUGUAACCUGAAACGUCUGUAAUCCAAGGCACCACUGUACGUACAUACAUGAAUACAUACCCCACCCAUCUGGCUGGGUUUCCCCAGCCACUCCCAACACAAUAUUAAAACACAAUAAAACAUCAAACAUCAAAAACUUCUCUAAACAGGGCUGCCUUCAGAUUCUUCUAAAAGUCAUAUAGUUGUUUAUUUCCUUGGCACCUGAUGGGAGGGCAUUGCACAGGGCGAGUGCCACCACCGAGAAGGCCCUCUGCCUGGUUCCCUAUAACCUCACUUCUUGCAGGGAGGGAAACGCCAGAAGACUCUCAAAGCUGGACCUCAGUGUCUGGGCUGAACGAUGGGGGUGGAGACACUCCUUCAGGUAUAGUGGGCCACUUAGGACUUUAAAGGUCAGCACCAACACUUUGAAUUGUGCUCAGAAACGUACUGGGAGCCAAUGUGGGUCUUUUAGGACCAGUGUUAUAUGGUCUCGGUGGCCGCUCCCAGUCACCAGUCUAGCUGCCGCAUUCAGGUUUAGCUGUAGUUUCCGCGACACCUUCAAAGGUAGCCCUAUAUAGUCUGAAUGUUGCUGAACAUUUGCAUAGAGCAGCCUUUAGGUCCCCAGGUGUGGUUGGACUACAACUCCCAUCAUCCUUGCCCAGUGGUUCUGUUAGCUGGGGAUGAUGGGAGAUGUAGUCCAACAACAUCUGGGGACUCAAGCUUGAAAUAAGUUGACGUAGUGGGAUAAGUGCAAUAUUUGCUGUUUGUGGGCAUUAUGAAGGAGUGCUGUAGGAAGCACGAAAGUUUACCUGAAACUGGCUGAAUUUGCACAUCAUGCUGCAAGUGCCACAUGAACCAGUAGGAACAAACCAUGGGCUCUCACACUCUUCCCCGCUCCCCCCCACAAAAAAUGCUGCACGACCCAGUGGCGGAAUAUGGAAGGCUUUCCUUUUAGUUCCCCUUAAAUGUGGUUUGGUGUGUUGCCUGGGGUGACAGCCUUAAGCCAACGUCAAACCAUGGUUCCUUGGGUUGGCUUGUUCAAGCUAACCAUAGUUGACAUUACCACGGUUCCCAGUUCGGAUGACGGCUGAUGCUUCUCAGCUCUUCAUGGCUACAUGGAAGGAGGAGUCCUUUCUCGCCAUUUUCAUAGAUGAGUCAUGGGGGAACAGAAGCCCGCAGGUGCGGGAAGGAUGGAGGAGAUCGGUGUCGUCCAAUGACGUUCCUCAUUGUGCCACGGUACGCCCACUGGUGUGAUGGAAAGGUAGCACAGCAUGCUGGGAGGUCGGUCCAAAAGCCUCUGUUUCAUCACACAAUGGGUAGCACAGUGGGAAAGGAAUGUUGGAAAUUAUAAUAACAGGACUGCUAGCGUUGUGGCCAGGAAAGCUAAAUAAUCCCCAUACCCAAAUGCACCACUUACAUAUAAAUGACUUCUUCAACAUACAGUGGUACUUCAGGUUAAGUACUUUAUAUAUAUAAUAUCUAUAUCUAUAUCUAUCUAUCUAUCUAUCUAUAUAUAUAUAUAUAUAUACACAAAAUUAUAACAAGACAUAUUAUCCAAAAACAUAUCAUCCUUGUUUCCCCCCCUCCCAUUUUUCCUUCCCCCCCAAAAAAACCCAUCCACCCCCCGACUUCCCUCAGUUCCAGUUUUUGGUUUCUCUAAGAAUGCUGUUUUCUGCAUGUUACAAAGUUCUAUAGAUCCUCAAACUAUUUAGCUGAUUAUUAUCCUCGCGGCCGUUGUCGCAUACCUCAGGUUAAGUACUUAAUUCGUUCCGGAGGUCCAUUCUUAACCUGAAACUGUUCUUAACCUGAGGUACCACUUUAGCUAAUGGGGCCUCCUGCUGCCACCGCGCGAUUUCUGCUCUCAUCCUGAAGCAAAGUUCUUAACCUGAGGUACUAUUUCUGGGUUAGUGGAGUCUGUAACCUGAAGUGUAUGUAACCUGAAGCGUAUGUAACCCGAGGUACCACUGUAUUUGGAACCGUUGUCUGACUCCAGCCACCUAUCCCACACAAUCGCUGUAUUUUCUGCAGUACCGUUGACUUCAGAGUGAAUCAUUUCUGGUUCCCCAUUUCCCAAUGGAAUGGCUCAGUUGCGUGAGUUUGCUAGCAGGAGUGGACCAUGAAGCCAAGACAGGGCUGAUGCUCAGCUUCUCUCGUAUUUUUCCUGCAGCAAAGGAGUCCACUGUGUUCACUGAUCUGUGAAAUUGGUCUACACCAAGUAGCUUUUCCAAGACUUUCUUUCACUUCUCCUGCACCACCUCUGACCAGCCUCUCCCAGCAACUCCCAGAAGUCAGUCUGCACCAGGACCUAGGCCGUUUGUUCUGGGGAUCUGUUUUCUGCAGAGGCCCCAGAAGAUUUCUCUUUGAUUUGACCUAUUUAUUGAAGCAAAUAGCCUGCCACAUGGCUCCGCAGAACGCUAACCUGGGCCUGCUUGCAGCUUCAAAACAGUGCCAAUUAAAACACACCCGGCGGUGAAUUGGGAGUACAAUGCAAAGAGUGGUUUUAAAGAUCAAAUACAAAAGCUGAGAACGUGCAGCCAGUCUCCUUCCCUCAAAAAACCAUUUCUCAGAUGAUGAUUAUUUAAUUAAAUGCUUCUUUUAAGCCAGGAGUGGGGGAACCUGUGUCCCUCCAGAUAUUACCGGACUCCAGUUAACCUGGCCAGUUGUCAGGAAUAAUGGGAUCCGCAAUCGAACACCUUUUGGAGGGUAUCAGAUUCCUGUCUCCCUGAUCUGGACUUCCCAACACUGAGUAGCCUUCUAAGGUCUUUGACUGGCUUGUCCAAGAGUCAGAUUUCCGCCACACAGGGUUCUUCUGGCACAGGGUUCUUCGGACGUGGGUCCCCAGAUACUGUUGGAAAAAUACAGCUCACAUAAUUGCCAUCCAGCGACAGCAGUGGUCAAAUAUGGGGGACUUCAAUUACCCGGAUAUUUGUUGGAUGUCAAACUCAGCCAAGAGCAUAAGGUCAAACAGAUUCCUGACUGGCCUUGCAGACAACUUCAUUGUCCAGAAAGUGGGAGAUGCAACAAGAGGAACAGCCAUUUUAGAUCUGGUCCUAACCAAUGUUGAUGACCUGGUUAGUGGGGUAGAAGUGGAAGGAUCAUUAGGCGCGAGUGAUCAUGCUCUUCUGAAGUUUACUAUACAGCGGAAAGGAGCAGCCAAGCAUACUAGGACUCAAUUUCUUGACUUUAAGAAAGCCGACUUCAUAAAACUUAGGGAAGUGCUGGGUGAGAUCCCAUGGACAGUAAUACUAAAAGGAAAGGGAGUUCAUGAUGGCUGGCAGUUUGUUAAGAGGGAGAUAGUAAAAGCACAACGUCAGGCAAUACCAAUGAGACGGAAGCAUGGAAGGUGCCUAAAGAAGCGAGGGUGGCUAUCUAAAGAACUUUUAACUGAGUUAAGAUUAAAAACGGAUGUGUACAAAAAAUGGAAAAGGGGGGAAACCACCAAAGAGGAAUUCAAACAAAUAGCCAGCACGUGUAGAAACAAAGUCAGAAAAGCUAAAGCACAGAAUGAACUCAGGCUUGCUAGAGAGGUUAAAAGCAACAAAAACGGCUUUUAUGGGUAUGUUCGUAGCAAAAGGAAGAACAAAGAAACAGUGGGGUCACUCAGAGGAGAAGGUGGUGAAAUGCAAACAGGGGACACAGAAAGGGCUGAACUCCUCAAUGCCUUCUUUGCCUCAGUCUUCUCCGAUAAAGAAAACAAUGCCCGACCUGAAGAAUUUGGAGCAAAUGAUUCAGCAGAGGAAACACAGCCCAGAAUAACUAAGGAGAUAGUACAAGAAUACUUGGCUAGUUUAGAUGUAUUCAAGUCUCCAGGGCCAGAUGAACUGCAUCCAAGAGUAUUAAAAGAAGUGGCAGAUGUGAUCUCAGAACCACUGGCAGUCAUCUUUGAGAAUUCCUGGAGAACAGGUGAAGUCCCGGCAGACUGGAGGAGGGCAAAUGUUGUCCCUAUUUUCAAAAAGGGGAAAGAGAGGACCCAAAUAAUUACCGCCCAGUCAGUCUGACAUCAAUACCAGGGAAGAUUCUGGAGCAGAUCAUUAAGCAAACAGUCUGUGAGCGCCUAGAAAGGAAUGCUGUGAUCACCAAUAGUCAGCAUGGAUUUCUGAAAAGUAAGUCAUGUCAGACUAACCUGAUCUCGUUUUUUGACAGAAUUACAAGCCUGGUAGAUGAAGGGAACGCAGUGGAUGUAGCCUACCUUGAUUUCAGCAAGGCAUUUAACAAGGUGCCCCAUGAUAUUCUUGUAAAGAAGCUGGUAAAAUGCGGUCUUGACUAUGCUACCACUCAGUGGAUUUGUAACUGGCUGACUGACCGAGCCCAAAGGGUGCUCAUCAAUGGUUCCUCUUCAUCCUGGAGAAGAGUGACUAGUGGGGUGCCACAGGGUUCUGUCUUGGGCCCGGUCUUAUUCAACAUCUUUAUCAACGACUUGGAUGAUGGACUCAAGGGCAUCCUGAUCAAAUUUGCAGAUGACACCAAACUGGGAGAGGUGGCUAACACCCCAGAGGACAGGAUCACACUUCAAAACGACCUUGACAGAUUAGAGAACUGGGCCAAAACAAACAAGAUGAAUUUUAACAGGGAGAAAUGUAAAGUAUUGCACUUGGGCAAAAAAAUGAGAGGCACAAAUACAAGAUGGGUGACACCUGGCUUGAGAGCAGUACAUGUGAAAAGGAUCUAGGAGUCUUGGUUGACCACAAACUUGACAUGAGCCAACAGUGUGACGCGGCAGCUAAAAAGCCAAUGCAAUUCUGGGCUGCAUCAAUAGGAGUAUAGCAUCUAGAUCAAGGGAAGUAAUAGUGCCACUGUAUUCUGCACUGGUCAGACCUCACCUGGAGUACUGUGUCCAGUUCUGGGCACCACAGUUCAAGAAGGACACUGACAAACUGGAACGUGUCCAGAUGAGGGCAACCAAAAUGGUCAAAGGCCUGGAAACGAUGCCUUAUGAGGAACGGCUAAGGGAGCUGGGCAUGUUUAGCCUGGAGAAGAGGAGGUUAAGGGGUGAUAUGAUAGCCAUGUUCAAAUAUAGAAAAGGAUGUCACCUAGAGGAGGGAGAAAGGUUGUUUUCUGCUGCUCCAGAGAAGCGGACACGGAGCAAUGGAUCCAAACUACAAGAAAGAAGAUUCCACCUAAACAUUAGGAAGAACUUCCUGACAGGUAAGAGCUGUUCGACAGUGGAAUUUGCUGCCAAGGAGUGUGGUGGAGUCUCCUUCUUUGGAGGUCUUUAAGCAGAGGCUUGACAACCAUAUGUCAGGAGUGCUCUGAUGGUGUUUCCUGCUUGGCAGGGGGUUGGACUCGAUGGCCCUUGUGGUCUCUUCCAACUCUAUGAUUCUAUGAUUCUGUGAAAUAUGAUAGGAUACCUGCGGAGCCAAAGUUGAAAAAUACUGCAGAGUCCUUUUCCACCUCUGCUGCUACAGAAACCCCUGUGGUUGCUAAUGACCUUGCGGAAGGCAGCUGAUUGCUUACUGCGCCAUGUGGAUGUUUUAACAUCUCCUGGCAGAAUUUUCCAGAGGGCCGUUAUCUCAGUAGCAGAGUGCGUGGAUUGCAUGCAGAAAAUCUGUGAUAUACAGUCCCGUCCCAUCUCAGGUUGAAAAGGUAAAGUAACAGGGGAUGGGAAAGGCUCUUCUCUACCUGAGUCCCCAGGUAGCUGUUGCCAAUCAGAGUUGGCCAGAGGGGUAGAUCGGGGUCAGCAACGUUUUUCAGCAGAGGGCCGGUCCACCGUCCCUCAGACCAUGUGGUGAGCCGGACUGUAUUUUGGGGAAAAUAAUGAAUGAAUUCCUAUGCCCCACAAAUAACCCAGAGAUGCAUUUUAAAUAAAAGCACACAUUCUACUCAUGUAAAAACACGCUGAUUCAUGGACCAUCCGCAGGUGAAAAAUUAAACAAAACAUAUUAUCCAAAACAUAUCGUCCUUAAUUUUUUUCCUGUUUUCCCCCCACCCUCCCACACAGAACCCACCCACCCCCCGACUUCCCUCAGUUCCAGUCUUUGGUUUCUCUGAGACUGCUGUUCUCUGCAUGUUACAAAGUUGUAUAAAUCCUUAAAUUAUUUAACUAAUUAUUGUCAAUAAAAAGUUUGUGAAUGUUUAUUCGAAACCUGCCAAGGAGUCCAGUUCAGUUUGUUGCGUCUUCAAAUAUUUUGUAAAGGGUUCCCAUUCAUCCUUAAAGUCAUAGUUAUCCUUGUCCCAUAACUUAUGUGUCAAUUUUGCCAGUUUUGCAUAGUCCAUCCAUUUUUCUUGCCAUGAUUCUUUAGUUGGAAUAUCUUCAGUCUUCCAUCCUUGUGCUAUUAGGACUCUCGCGGCUAUUGUUGAAGAUGUUUUCCAGCUUUUUUGGCAGGUCUUUCCCUACAAUCCCUAACAAAAAUGUUUCAGGUUUUUUGACAAAUGUUAGAUGGAACAUUUUCUUCAAUUCAUUGUAUAACAUUUCCCAAAAAAAUUUAAUUACCUUACAGUCCCACCACAUAUGAUAAAAUGUCCCCUCCUUUUCCUUACACUUCCAACAUACAGUGGUACCUCAGGUUACAUACGCUUCAGGUUACAUACGCUUCAGGUUACAGACUCCACAAACCCAGAAAUAGUGCUUCAGGUUAAGAACUUUGCUUCAGGAUGAGAACAGAAAUCAUGCUCCAGCGGCGUGGCAGCAGCAGGAGGCCCCAUUAGCUAAAGUGGUGCUUCAGGUUAAGAACAGUUUCAGGUUAAGAACAGACCUCCGGAACGAAUUAAGCACUUAACCCAAGGUACCACUGUAUAUUUGAACUAGUUUUAUACAUUUUCCCUAACUGCACUGGUGUCCCAGCUCUGUAUCUUGACCAUCUGUUUUAUUUAUUUUUUACAAAAAGAUUUCUCACUAGAUAUUUUAUUGACCACACCUGUGAAGUCUGAGAAGUCUAAAGGAAACAAAGUAGGGCUUCUGGCCCUCAAGAUUAAGAGGCGAUGUACAAUACAGUUUGCCUCAUCACCUGCUGGGAGCUGAGGCUAGCUUGCAUUGCCCGCCAUCUGGGAGAGAUUUGCAAAAUCCUCUGCUGGUUUGGGGAUCCUAGCAUAGAUCCAACCUUGCUGCUCUCUGGAGACAGUCCUAAAAGGGGGGAGCCAUGACCAGACUGAGGAUUGAAGGAAAAAUAUAGUGCAAAGAAGGGGAUCAAGGAAAAAUGGGAAACUUUGAGAUGGAGGAGUCAGUCAGACUACUCUUCCCGCCAUGUACAGUAGGCCUGGGGGAAGAAAUCCGAUUUAGUUUGCAUGAGUGCUAUUUUCCUAGAGAAAGAGGUGCUGGCAUUCACCAUGAACGCCUCCCUUAUUCUCUUACAAUGGCAAUUAAACCCACCUGAGAGGUGCAGGAACUGAGUUGUGGUACGUACUGGCUGGGAGCGAAAAGAGCCCCAGUUUGCAUUUAAAAGCAAAUGUACCUAAUUUGCACUUUGCAAAACAGUAUGUGAACCGAAACAUGGCCCUAGUUCAAAAUUCGCUCUUCUCCAAAUUUUGCAAUUUCAGUACGCCAGCCAGGCUAAGUGCACAAAAAUGCAUACAGUGGUACCUUGGGUUACAGACGUUUCAGGUUACAGAUGCUUUACAGACUCCGCUAACCCAGAAAUAUUACCUGGGGUUAAGAACUUUGCUUCAGGAUGAGAACAGAAAUCGUGCGGCGGCAGUGGGAGUCCCCAUUAGCUAAAGUGGUGCUCCAGCUUAAGAACAGUUUCAGGUUAAGAACGGACCUCCGAAACGAAUUAAGUACUUAACCCGAGGUACCACUGUAUUCUAGAGGAAAGUGUGCCUAUAACUGCAGGGUUUAAUGUAAAAUAGCAUAUAAACAUGCAUUAUGUUCAGGAAAACUGCUUUGCAAAAUUUUGUUUGGAGAGGUGUGCAGUCAAAAGCUGGUGAAUUUUCAUGGGGACCUUUUUUUUAGGGGGUGAAGAAUUCUCAAGCUGACGUGGAUGUAGAAAUUGGACAUAAGACUGGGGAGAGAAAAAACCUCAAAUUGACAGAUCUGCCCCUCCAUACUCCCCAGUCAUCUGACCCCUGAGGAGUAAGGAGUGAGUCACCCUCGCUGCAGUGGCCUGAAAUGAGCCCUUGGGCCCAAGCAAGGUCUCCUUGUGAGUAACAGGCUGCCGGUAAGUAAGGACCUACGAUUGAACGAGGGCAGGGAGCCAGGAAAUGGGCCGAUUUGGAGCGUCCAGUAUUAAAAGCCAGCGAAAGGCGGAGGCCCAGGAGGAAAGCGCUGCCUCUACUCCCCAAGGUCAGAGAGGGAGCCAGGAGUCUCGGCGGAGAAGGAACACAGAGACAAUAAUGCCUUUCCCUCCGGCAGAGGCCAAAGGGACUUGAGGCAGCGCCCCACCCUUCCUCGCACCUGAAUACAAUGAAAGCAAUGCUUUUCUUUUUUAAAAAAAGAAAACCCUUCGAAACGCUAACUUUAGAAGAGAAACAAAAUGGCCGAUCAACGCCGAAUAACCAGCACAAUGUUGUUGCUGUUCAGUCGUGUCCGACUUUUGUGACCCCCUGGACCAGAGCACGCCAGGCACUCCUGUCUUCCACUGCCUCCUGCAGUUUGGUCACACUCAUGCUGGUAGCUUCGAGAACACUAUCCAACCAUCUCGUCCUCUGUCGUCCCCUUCUCCUUUUGCCCUCCCAUCUUUCCCAACAUCAGGGUCUUUUCCAGGGAGUCUUCUCUUCUGAUGAGGGGGCCAAAGUAUUGGAGCCUCAGCUUCAGGAUCUGUCCUUCUAGUGAGCACUCAGGGCUGAUUUCCUUAAGAAUGGAGAGGUUUGAUCUUCUUGCAGUCCAUGGGACUCUCAAGAGUCUCCUCCAGCACCAGAAUUUAAAAGCAUCAAUUCCUCCUCACUUUCUGCCAUCAUGGUUGUGUCAUCUGCAUAUCUGAGGUUGUUGAUAUCUCUUCCGGCAAUCUUAAUUCCGGCUUGGGAUUCAUGCAGCCCAGCCUUUCGCAUGAUGAAUUCUGAAUUCAACCAGCACAAUAGAACCUCCUUAAUGUUCUAGGGACCCAAAGUGAGAGGUUUUUUGUUGGCUGUUUAGUAGUGUUGUAGUGCACACUGGGAUUUGAGGAUGAAGGGCAGCAGGUAAGUUGUUGUUGUUAGUUGGCAUCCAUCUGUCUCGAGAGACAAUGGAGCAGAACACCUUUGGGGUUGAAGUCAAACUGCUGGAAAGUCACAGCUGCUGCUGUGGCCGUAGAGAGUGAUGCAGGAGAGAAAUGUUUUGUUGCAGCUAGGGCAGAUGAAGGCGUCCGGUUGUGCUCCUGCAGGUGCACCAGGGCACUUCUUCUCUCUGCGCUCCUCCCUGCGGUCAUUCCUCCUUUGGUCAUUGCUGUGGAUACAUGACCUGUUUGACUCCGGGCACUGCGGUCGUCUGCAAAGGAUUCCCAUGUGGUGGGGUUGAUGUUGCCAUCCUUUAUGACAUCUUUGUAGUAUAGUGGUACCUCAGGUUGCAGACACUUCAGGUUACAGACUCCACUAAGCCAGAAAUAAUCUCGGGUUAAGAACUUUGCUUCAGGAUGAGAACAGAAAUCGUGCGGCAGCAGCGGGAGGCCCCAUUAGCUAAAGUGGUACCUCAGGUUAAGAACAGUUUCAGGUUAAGUGCGGACCUCCGGAACAAAUUAAGUUCUUAACCAGAGGUACCACUAUACACUAAACUUAAUUUGUUCCAGAGGUCCGUUCUUAACCUGAAACUGUUCUUAACUAGAGGCGUGCUUUCACCAAUGGGGCCUCUUGCUGCCGCUGCACCGCCGGCACACGAUUUCCGUUCUCAUCCUGGGGCAAAGUUCUCAACUCGAGUUAACUCUUCCGGAGUUUGUAACCUGAAGUGUUUGUAACCAGAGGCGUUUGUAACUCAAGGUACCACUGUACAGAGUUAUUACAGUGGUACCUCUGGUUAAGAACUUAAUUCGUUCUGGACGUCUGUUCUUAACCUGAAACUGUUCUUAACCUGAAGCACCACUUUAGCUAAUGGAGCCUCCUGCUGCCCCCCCACAAUUUCUGUUCUCAUCCUGAAAUAAAGUUCUAAACCCAAGGUACUACUUCCGGGUUGGCAGAGUCUGUCACCUGAAGCUUCUGUAACCCGAAGCGUCUGUAACCUGAGGUACCACUGUAUUGCUAUAACCCUAGUCUGCAUAAGUGAUGGGCUGGACCACCUAUUCAUUUUCCAUGCCAUUUCUGUAGGUGCUCAGCCAUAAGUCUCUUCUACAUCCCCCUCUUUUUAUUUUUGCCUUUUCCAUUGUUUUAAACAAUACUGACUUGCAGUUGCCUUGUUGUAAUGCCCAUCAACAGGGAAGCCAGUGUGGUGCCUUCCAGAGGUUUUGGACUACAAAUCCCAUCAUCCCUGACCACUGGCAAUGCUUGCUUGGGCUGAUUGGAGUUGGGGUUCAUAAUGCCUUGAUCUAGACCAGGUUUUCCCAAGCUUAGGGACUCUACUCUAGCUGGUUUUGGACUACAAUUCCCACCAUCCCUCACCACUGGUCCUUCUAGCCUAGGGAUUGUGGGAGUUGUAAGCCAAAAACCGGAGACCCAAGUUUGGAAAACCCUGAUGUACAGCCUUGCAGCCAUAAUGCCGUGUCAAGCUAAGACAGUCACACCAUUCAUCCUCUGUACUAUCCUAACAAGGGACGCGGGUGGCGCUGUGGGUUAAACCACAGAGCCUAGGACUUGCCAAUCAGAAGGUCGGCGGUUCGAAUCCCUGCAACGGAGUGAGCUCCCGUUGCUCGGUCCCUGCUCCUGCCAAAAGUUCGAAAGCACGUCGAAGUGCAAGUAGAUAAAUAGGUACCACUCCGGCGGGAAGGUAAACGGCGUUUCCAUGCGCUGCUCUGGUUCGCCAGAAGCAGCUUAGUCAUGCUGGCCACAUGACCCGGAAGCUGUACGCCGGCUCCCUUGGCCAAUAAAGCGAGAUGAGCGCCACAACCCCAGAGUCGGCCACGACUGGACCUAAUGGUCAGGGGUCCCUUUACCUUUACCAUCCUAACAGGUGGAGGAAGACCUAAGCCCGUGAAAUAAAAUUGCUGAGAGACUGGGCUUUCUGAGGCCAAGGGGGCUGAGUGAGACUCUUGACUAGCCAUUACUAGAUAUUGAAUGCACAUUAGCGAAUACUCCCAGGUCAAGGGGAAGUUCUGUGCUGUCUAGGAUUCUUUGCUUAGCUGGUCAUUCUGGCGCUUUCCUCUGAAUUAUUCAGAGAGCCCCUUUCUCCCCUCCUCGCGGCUUAAGUGCACACAUGGUGAGCGCCAGCAUUAAUACGUCUUGUUUCUGCAAACCCAGCAAAGUACAUGCAAGUAAGCAAACAGAAGAGGGAAGAUCGACUCUCACCUAGACAGGUUUCAUGUGAGGGGAUUGGGGGGGUGGCAUUGAUCAAGCGAGUUAUCUUGCAUUAACUUCCAUCUUGCAAAGCUUCCCGUUCCCCUCAUUUUGCUCUCUAUACAUAUAUAUAUAUAUAUAUAUAUAUAUAUAUAUAUAUAUAUAUAUAAUUCAUUUUUGCCUUUAACAUAUAUCAUCACACAUAAAUCAUAAUCAUAUACCGUAUUUUUCGCCCUAUAGGACGCACUUUUUCCCCUCCAAAAAUGAAGGGGAAAUCUGUGUGCGUCCUAUGGGGCGAAUACAGGUGCGCACCGACCCCUCUCGCUCUCCAGGCUUCAGGAAGCUAUCAGCAAGCCUGGGGAGCCCGCGGGAGUUCCCGCAGGGCUCCCCACGCUGCGGAUAGCAGCCUGCCUCCCGGCGUGCAGGGUGCCCUGAAGCAGAGCGCCCUGCGCGCCGGGCAGACAUCGGCCAGCCCCACAAGCUCGGGGGACAGCGGGGAGGCGCAGCGCCGGCAUCCCGCUGUUCCCCGAUCUGGUUUGGGGGGGGGAAAUAAAGGGGGGGGAAAUUCCUCUAUUUCCCCCCAAAAAACUAGGUGCGUCCUACGGGACGGAGCGUCCUAUGGGACGAAAAAUACGGUACACAUAGGAUUCUUUGAAUCCCCAGUCUCCCCUCCACACCUUCUGUUGUUUCCAUCGUUACUCUUUUCCAACCGCAUCUUAUAAUGUUGUCCAUAUUUUCUUAAUACUUAAUUCUCACCAUAGUUCUAGUUACAUUGCAAGUGUUGUUUUAGAAUUCUGCCAAAGUUUUUAACUGUUUACAGCAGGCACCCCCAGCCUGCGGCCCUCCCAUCAUUCAGCCCAGACACUGAGGUCCAGCUCCGAGGGCCUUCUGGCAGUUCCCUCAUUGCGAGAAGUGAGGUUACAGGGAACCAGACAGAGGGCCUUCUCGGUGGUGGCGCCUGCCCUGUGGAACGCCCUCCCUUCAAAUGUGAAGGAAAUAAGCAGCUAUCCUAUUUUUUAAAGACAUCUGAAGGCAGCCCUGUUUAGGGAAGUUUUUAAUAUUUAAUGCUGUAUUUUUAACACUCGAUUGGGAGCUGCCCAGAGUGGCUGGGGAAACUCAGCCAGAUGGGUGGGGUAUAAAUAAUAAAUUCUUCUUCUUCUUCUUAUUAUUAUUAUUAUUAUCAUUAUCAUUAUUAUUAUUAUAUUAUUAUUAUUAUUUUAUUAUUUUAUUAUUUUAUUAUUUUAUUAUUAUUUAUUUUGGCCUACAUUAGCAGGAUUUUACAUACACUUGUAAAGUAACAGAACGUAUAGAUAACUUAGGAAGAUGAAAAAGUGGAGAAGUACUGGUAAGCAGUUAAAAAUAGAAUGAAAAGGCCCAUGGAAGGGAUGUGGGGAGGUCAAGAGAUUCUGAGUAAUCUCGAUAUUUGGAUUUUGUACUGUUUGAUGUUGUAUGUUUAUAGUUUUGAAAAUGAAUAAAGUAGGAAGUGCUGGAGAGGACCUCUGGCUGAGACACUGAUGAGAGCUGCUGCCAGUCUGAGUAGACAGUAUUGGUCUAGGUAGACCAGUGGUCUGACUUAACACAUCUGUCUUCCAUGCACACAUUGUCAAGGCCGUAGCUCAUGCGCAGAGCAUUUGCUUUUCAUGUGGAAGGUGCCAGGCUGAGUCUUGGCUUCUCCAUGUACAGGGCUGGGAGGGACUCCCUGCCUGAAACUCCUAGAGCGCUGCUGCCAGUCAGUGCAGGCAGCAUUGGCUGCCACCCAGAAUGGCUUAGCUUUUGCAGGGACUUGGAAAAGCCGGCAAGCCCUUCUUAGGGAAGCUUUUAAUGUUUGAUGCAUUACUGUAUUUUAAUAUUUUGUUGAAAGCUGCCCAGAGUGGCUGGGGAAGCCCAGCCAGAUGGGCAGGGUAUAAAUAAUAAAAAAUUAUUAUUAUUAUUAUUAUUAUUUAUUAUUAUUGCACAACUCUGGGGUCCAGCGCUUCCUUUGCAAAUCGCCUCCUACCUUAGCAAUGGCUCCAGGAUAUCCGGGCCAAACGAUAGCAAUAAUAGUAAAAGAGAUGCCAGCCAUAUUGCGCGUGUGUGUGUGUGUGUGUGUUGAAGCAGGGCAGAAGGAAUUGGAUUUUCUCUUUGUUUUCCUGGGGUCACUUCUCCUGCUUCAGUUUCCCUCCUCGUCUGUAGACGUGUGAAAUGGAACAAGCCCUCUGGCCUUAUUGGGAAGAGGACUCAUUCGCCUCGGGCGCUAAGCCGAUUUCGUCUUCAGCCUCUUGGCGUCUAGGAUGUAGGAAGGCUAUGAGACCGGUGGCCAGCUGGCUUUCCCCCCUCCCUUUUAAUUAUUAUUAUUUUUUAAGGGGUGGGCAUCCUUCUGAUCCAGCUCAGCCAACAGCCUUUGAAGGGCUUAUCUUGCUGUCUGCACAGAAAAUCAGCAAGCCCAAAUUAACAAGGCUCUCCAGGGGCGCAACUGUGUUUGUUUGCUCUUAUCAGCUCCUGUUCAGUGCAGAGGAGCUGGUGGAGCCUUUGUGAGAUUGUUAGCGCUUGGGGAGCUGGGAUGAGUGUCUGUCUGGCUUGUUGUGUGUAUUGCAAGAGUCGACCAUUGUGAGCACGCUUCACGUUGAUUUAAAGCAUCUGUGUGGACUGUAAGGACAGCCAGGCUUCCAAAUCGUAGAAUCCUAGAGUUGGGACCUCAGAAGCCAUCUAGUCCAACCCCCUCCAAUCCAGGUUGGGGUGUCUGUGUGUAUAAGUUAUUAUUACUUUAUUUUCAUUUAUGAAUGGCUUCCCACGAGUAGGGCUGGGCAAUACCUGGUUUUCAACAUUGUGAUAUCUCACCAGCCUAAACAUUGUGAUGUACUGGACAGAAGAACUACCCACCUUGGAAGAGUGGCAGAUGAAGGUUAUAGACUAUAUGACAUUGGCGGAGAUGUCUGGCAGAAUCCGUGAGCAGGGGAAAGAGACGGUGGAAGAAGAUUGGAAGAAAUUUAAAAUCUAUUUAAAGAACUAUCAUAAAAUUGAGGAAUGUUAAAAUGUCGAGGUUUGGAGAAAGAAAAGGAGAUUACAGCGACAUAAGAUUAAGUUGAAGGAAAAAAAAAAUAAGAAAAAUAUAUUUGAUAAAAUUAUUUAGAAUUUGCUGAAAUAAUUUUGGGAAUUGGGAUGUAGGAAGGGGAGGUUUGGGGGAGUCCGAGAAGAGAGGGUUAUGAAAAAAAAGGUUAUGAAAUUAUACAUGUUUGUAUGUCUUUUUGUUUGUUUGUAUUGUAUAAAACUUGUUUGUAGGGUUAAUAAAAAAAUUAUAUAAAAAAAAAAAAAACAUUGUGAUGUACUGAUAUAUCACAGGGUCUGAAAUAAGGACGGUGCUAUGUGGGUGACGCUGUGGGUUAAACACAGAGCCUAGAGCUUGCCGAUCAGAAGGUCGGCGGUUCGAAUCCCCGCGACGGGGUGAGUUCCCGUUGCUCGGUCCCUGCUCCUGCCAACCUAGCAGUUCAAAAGCACGUCAAAGUGCAAGUAGAUAAAUAGGUACCACUCUGGCGGGAAGAUAAACAGCGUUUCCGUGCGCUGCUCUGGUUCGCCAGAAGCGGCUUAGUCCUGCUGGCCACAUUAGCCGGAAGCUGUACGCCGGCUCCCUCGGCCAAUAAAGCAAGAUGAGUGCCACAACCCCAGAGUCGUCCGCGACUGGACCUAAUGGUCAGGGGUCCCUUUACCUUUAUGUAGAGGCAAUGGGUGGCUUCACAGUUUUUCCCCACAUUGUGAUUUUUGCAGAGCACACAAACACACACCAUGAUUCGUGAUAUAUUGCCAGGUCAAAAAUUAUGAAACAAGUAUCAUGAUAUGGAUUUCAAACCGGCUUUGGACGAUAUAUUGUUCUAUCGCCCAGCCCUACCCGCGAGGCAACUGAAAGCAAUUUAAAAUCUUACAACAUAAAACCAUUUAAACAAAAAAGUGUUUUAUACAAAAAACACUUAAAAAAAACAUAAAUACAAAAAUGUUUAAAAAAUCAUAUUAUUAUAUUUGUUUAUAUCCCGCCUUUUCCCCAGACUGGGACUCAAGGCAACUUACUCAUCUUAAAACAACAGAGAUAAAAUGCAGAAGGCUGAAUGCAUAUUGCUUAAAAGUAUUUAAAAUUAAAUUAGAACAAUAUGAAAGCAGACCUGUUAAAAUACAGAGAGUAAAAAUAGUGCAGAACUAUUUAAAAGUCCUUUCCUUAAAAUACAGGCAGUCCCCAAAAGCCUGCUGGAAUAAAACAGUCUUCACCUGACAACAGAAGGCACAGCAAAGAAAGCAGUCAGUCUAUGAUAGGAUGUACAUGAAAUCAAUUUGAAUCCAUCCAAGGUACCAACAGAGAGAAAUAUUUCAGAAGGCUCCCACAGGAGGCCGUGAUAGCCACAAGGGUCAUCUAGUCCAACCCACUGCAGUGCAAGAAACUUUUGCCCAAUAUGGGACUUGAACCCAUUUCCCUGAGAUUAAGAAUCCCACGCUCUAGCCCUCUGUGAUCUUCAGAUGAAGGGCGGUAUACAAAUUUAAUAAACCAUACUAUAAUAGGUUGCAGGCCAAUGAACCAUGAUUGAUUAAACUCUUAUGUUUGAACUAGACCUCUGAACAGCAGUGACUACAUUAUUACGUGAGCACUGUUCCACAGCAUUUGAUAUUUUCAUUUAUAUACAUUCAUUCGAAAUAAGAUGGGUUUAUGAAGCAAUUCUAUAUCCUCCCACCACGCUGAUGAAGAAUUCUAUGAAACAGAAAUAUCCGGAAUCACUGUUCAGUGUUGGACAUCAUAUUUGCUGAAUACACAAAGCUUCACAGCUUGUCUUUCAUCGCACAGAGUCUGGUACCUCGCUUCAUUUAAAGAUUUUCAGAGAGACUUUGAGACUAAAGAUUUCAUUUUGUACUUGUUAUGGUUUGAAGGAAUUCUAUAAAGAUUGUCUAUUGCAUAUGUACAUGGUCAUCGUGUUGCCUAGACAUUGCUGAACAAGCCAGGCUGACAUUUGUCCGAACCUGUGAUUUAUAUGCCAUUAGGAUAAACCGGUUUGUAAAAUAUCCCCCUCUUAUUAAUGAGGCACAUUUUCCGUGCUGCUAUAAAGAGCAUCUCUUGCAGGUUUUGCAAGCUGUUCUAGCUGAAGGUGCUCAGAAUUUCUUAUACCCUUGACCAGGGAAAGAGAUGUUCUCUGAAGGCGGCACAUCCAUCCAGUGAUUUUGCCCUACCUGGAUGAUGCAGUCCCCAGAUUGUGUGUCCUAUGGGUGCGCAGUCCGCACCAGACUUUGCCACCUUCUGCAAACUCCACCAGGAAUGCCUUUUUCCAGGACCACCUUGGCCUGGGCUGACAUCUGCCUGGAAACUCUUCAGCCGCCUCCCUCCCUUUCCCCCUCCUUUAGCGCAUUGCCAGAGUCUUGCCCCCUACAUUCCUUCCAGCUUCAGACGGGAAAUGCCCAGACACAGACUGUGUCAACAUCCCACUGCUGUGCAGAGCGGUGGGAACGAGACGUCGAGCAUCCCCGAAGCCACAUUGCUCGGAUGCUUUCUUGAAGCUUGUGCCACAGUCACCCCCAACCUUGAGCCAUGAGUCAACAACAAGGGCCAGAUGGGAGCCUUUGUACAGAGCUGGAAAAAUGAAAAGAGGGGGACACUGAUGUUCCCUUUCCUUCCUCCCCCCCCCCAAAUUUGGUGGUCUUCCACCCCUCUUGCAAACUCCAGCUUGAAGGCAGCAGAGAGAGGCGACAUCUGGUUGGCCUUAUAAUUCAUCCCUAUGUUGAUAUCACGAUUAUUCCCUGUGUAUGCUCUAUUGUGGGACUCGGGUGGUGCUGUGGGUUAAACCACUGAGCCUAGGGCUUGCCAAUCAGAAGGUCGGCGGUUCGAAUCCCCGCGACGGGGUGAGCUCCCGUUGCUCGGUCCCUGCUCCUGCCAACCUAGCAGUUUGAAAGCACGUCAGAGUACAAGUAGAUAAAUAGGUACCGCUCUGGUGGGAAGGUAAACGGCAUUUCCGUGCACUGCUCUGGUUCGCCAGAAGCGGCUUAGUCUUGCUGGCCACAGGACCCGGAGCUGUACGCCGGCUCCCUCGGCCAGUAAAGCGAGAUGAGCUCCGGAACCCCAGAGUCGGUCACGACUGGACCUAAUGGUCAGGGGUCCCUUUACCUUUUUAUGCCCUAUUGUGGUCAGUGGGACAUACUCUGAGGUCAUUGAGCAUGAGAUUGCAGGAUUCUGCAUGUGCUUCAGCACGCCUUUGCAGAGGACUGGGUUGUUAGGAAGCCAGUCCCAUUAAGUAAAUAAGCAUAGGAUUUGGGCUGCACAAUGACUUUGGGGGAAAACGCCUAAGCGGGUGGCACUGUGGUCUAAACCACUGAGCCUCUUGGGCUUGCCAAUCGGAAGGUCGGCGGUUCGAAUCCCUGCAAUGGGGUGAGCUCCCGUUGCUCUGUCCCAGCUCCUGCCAGCCUAGCAGUUUGAAAGCACAAAGUGCAGGUAGAUAAACAGGUACCGAUGUGGUGUGAAGGUAAACGGAGUUUCCGUGUGCUGCUCUGAUUUCCGUCACUAUGUCCCGUUUAGUCAUGCUGGCCACAUGACCCAGAAAGCUGUCUGUGGACAAACACGAGAUGAGCGAUGCAACCCCUAGUUGCCUUUACUUUACCUUUAGCGUUUACACAAGAAAGGGGCUUGUGAGAAGUAACAGAGCUCGAAUCUUGCCUGAUACCCAUGCCCUUCUUGAUCUUCAAAUAUCUGAAGGUGAAACAAGUGUGGCGGGCGAGUGUGGAGACUCCCUGGUCCUGAAUGAGGUAACUGUGCCCCUGAAGGACCAGGUGCGCAGCCUGGGAGUCAUUCUGGACUCACAGCUGUCCAUGGAGGCACAGGUUAAAUCCGUGUCCAGGGCAGCUGUGUACCAGCUCUGUCUGGUGCACAGGCUGAGACCCUGCCUGCCCGCAGACUGUCUUGCCAGAGUGGUGCAUGCUGUGAUUAUCUUCCGCUUGGACUACUGCAAUGCGCUGUACGUGGGGCUACCUUUGAAGGUGACCCAGAGACUACGUCUAAUCCAGAAUGCGGCAGCUAGACUGGUGACUGGGAGCGACCACCGAGACCACAUAACAUCGGUCUUUAAAGACCUACAUUGGCUCCCAGUACAUUUCCGAGCACAAUUCAAAGUGUUGGUGUUGACCUUGAAAGCCCUAAAUGGCCUCAGUCCAGUAUACCUGAAGGAGCGUCUCCACCCCCAUCAUUCAGCCCGGACACUGAGGUCCAGCGCUGAGGGCCUUCUGGCAGUUCCCUCACUGCAAGAAGCCAAGUUACAGGGAACCAGGCAGAGGGCCUUCUCGGUAGUGGCACCUGCCCUGUGGAACGCCCUCCCACCAGAUGUCAAAGAGAAGAACAACUACCAGACUUUUAGAAGACAUCUGAAGGCAGCCCUCUUUAGAGAAGCUUUUGAUGAUUAAUAGAUUACUGUAUUUUAAUGCUUUGUUGGAAGCACCCAGAUGGGUGGGGUAUAAAUAAUAAAUUCUGUUCUAUUCUAUUCUCUAGUCAGGGGUGUUCUAGCUGAGAUUCCCACAUUGCAGGGGGUUGGACUAGAUGACCCUCUGAGCCCGUUCCAAGUGAGCAAUUCUGUGAUUCCUCAUCCCAAUAUUGCACCUAUCUUCCCUGUCCCGUUGCCCAAUGGGAAGGGGAUUUAAAUUGUUGGGGGCACUAUGAGGAAGAGAAUUAUUCCCAUCUCCCAGCCCUGUGCCUCUAGUCCCAAAUUGGGGAACCCCAAGACUGCCUUCAAGUUGGGAGAAAGAGGUCGUAUCAGCCCCUGUGGGUCUCCACCUUGCCCUUUGACAACUGGGUCUCCUAUUUUCAUUUGUCCAAGAAUUGCAUUGAUUUAAACAAAGGGUAUUCACGGUGGAGCUUCCCAACAUCCACGAACGAGAAGGAAGGUUUGGCAGGCGGGGGAGAGUCUCCCAUUCUUUUAAGGGUGGAGAACGCCAGCCCUCCCCCCUUUCUCCCAUUCAAAGCUAUUUAAAGACCAUCUCGCACAAAAAGCCUUUGAGCCGAUGGCAGAGAUAUGAUUGCAUAACUGGGCGACGUUGUAUUGUUCCCUUUGCAUUGUAUUGGGACAGGACUCUGCAGAACACAAAAAUAAGUUGCACUGUUUUGCAAAGGGCUGGUGGUCAGGUUUGCCCCACAAGAGAUUCGAAAGCAUUGUUAGAGCACACCAGUGUUUGAAACUCAGGUAUACAGUGGCACCUCGGGAUAAGAACUUAAUUCGUUCUGGAUGUCCGUUCUUAAACUGAAACUGUUCUUAACCUGAGGUACCACUUUAGCUAAUGGGGCCUCCCACUGCCGCCAUGUGAUUUCUGUUCCCAUCCUGAAGUAAAGUAAACCCAAUGUACUACUUCCGGGUUAGCGGAGUCUAUAACCUGAAGCGUUUAUAACCUGAGGUACCACUGUAUUAGCUAAUUGUCAAAUGGCACCUUAAACCUAGGUUGCGGAAUAUCUAGGCACUAUUUUUUUCUCAGUGAAAUUUCUUCUUCUUCUUCAUUAUUUCAUUUAUAUACAGUGGAUGCUCGAGUUGCGAACGUGAUCCGUGCGGGAGGCACAUUCGCAACCCGCAGCGUUUACAACCCGCCAUGCCCUGCGCACGCGUGGGUUGCAAUAUGGCGCUUCUGCGCAAAGCGCAAUUUAGCACUUCUGCGCAUGCACGACCUCUGAAACCUGAAAGUAACCUGUUCCGUUACUUCCGGGUUUCGGCGCGUCUGUAACCCAAAAAAACACAAUCUGAAGCGUCUGUAACGCAAGGUAUGACUGUACUGCUUUAUAUUUUAAAGAAAAAACCUCAAAGCAGUUUACAACACAUUAAAUCGUCAGAUUAAACAAUCCAGAAUAAAACAAAUCCAAGCUUCAAGGAAAUAUUUCACAUCCUUCUCCAAGUGACAUUUUGCUUUCCCCGUAUUUAUUUACCUGCUCAAUUUAUGGAACUGGACUCUAGGAGGCUAGGGGGGUGUCGUUGUUAGAGUGUUGGACUAAGACCUGGGAGAUCAGGGUUCAAAUCUCCACCCAGUCAUGAAGCUCACUGGGUGAAAGCAGAGCAUAGUAGUAGUAGUAGUGGUGGUGAUAAUAAUAAUAAUUUUAUUAUUUAUACCCUGCCCAUCCGGCCAGGUCUCCCCAGUCAUCUCCUCAGUCAAUCCAUGAAUUUGUCUAAUUCUCUUUCAAGGCCAUCCAAAUUGGUGGCCAUCUUUGUCUCCUGUGGGAGCAAGUUCCUACGCGCUGCAUAAAGGAGGACUUUAUUUUAGCUGUCCUGGAUCAUCAUGAGACGUCCACAAUUUCUAGUGUUAUGAGAGACGGAGACAAACUUUCCUCGUCUGCUUUCUCCAGGCCAGGCAUAAUCUCUGAACUAAAAAGGCCCCAAGGCUGCAGCCUCUCUGCAUCGAGCUGCUUUCUUUCCUCACAAUAAAUUUGUUUUGCUGAAUUUCACUCCAUGAGAUAGUAAGGCAGGGGAAGCUGAAGUUCGGCAAGGUGACAGAGCAAAUCCACCCAAUGGAGCGGUUCAAGGGGGGAAGGGCAACCCAAAAAGCUUGUCCAGCGCACACAGAAGGAGAACUUCUCGCACAUCUGUUCAAAAGGAGCACGCUGGAUAAAUACACCUAUUGCCCCCCACCCGCAAGCUGUUCUCCAUGAACAAAUUUCCGGGAAAACCUGGAAAAUCUUCCGCGGUGAGAGAGAUGGAAAAAACCAACUCACAGAGCUCAGGAAAUGAGAGAGGAGCUGUCAGGCAGGAAGAGAAGGGAUGGUCGGUCCAAAACAGACGUUGCAGCUUGACUUAGCUGUCCCUUCCCAUAGAACCCUCAACAAAACAUCACCCCCCCACCAAAGAUAUGAAAUUAAAGCUCACUAGCAAACUUGCAGGAUGUGGGUGGCGCUGUGGGUUAAACCACAGAGCCUAGGGCUUGCCGAUCAGAAGGUCGGCGGUUCAAAUCCCCGUGAUGGGGUGAGCUCCCAUCACACAGGAAGCUCCUGCAGCCAAUCAGAAGCCUGGUUGGAUGUUCAGCUUCCAAAAACAGUUUGCAAACUGGAACGGUCACUUCCAGGUUUCGAUCAUUUAGGAGCCAGUUUGUUGGGGAGCCAAGGCGUUCGAGAUCCAAGGUACGACUGUAUACAAAUGAAUUAAAUAAAAUAAAUAGAAACCAAUUCCACAAUGAACUCCUGUCAGGAAGUACCCUUCAUGAGAAAGCGCUCCUUGAAAUGUUGUUGUUGUUUAGUCAUUUAGUCGUGUCCGCCUCUUCGUGACCCCCUGGACCAGAGCACACCAGGCACUCCUGUCUUCCACCGCCUCCCACAGUUUGGUCAAACUCAUGCUGGUAGCUUCAAGAACACUGUCCAACCAUCUCGUCCUCUGUCGUCCCCUUCUCCUUGUGCCCUCCAUCUUUCCCAACACCAGGGUCUUUUCCAGGGAGUCUUCUCAUCUCAUGUGGUGGCCAAAGUAUUGGAGUCUCAGCUUCAGGAUCUGUCCUUCCAGUGAGCACUCAGGGCUGAUUUCCUUCAGAAUGGAUAGGUUUGAUCUUCUUGCAGUCCAUGGGACUCUCAAGAGUCUCCUCCAGCACCAUAAUUCAAAAACAUCCAUUCUUCGGCGAUCAGCCUUCUUUAUGGUCCAGCUCUCACUUCCAUACAUCACUACUGGGAAAACCAUAGCUUUAACUUUCCUUGAAGUGAGGAAGGGGCAAAUUUCUUACGUGACUAUGAAUUUGCCAGCCAAAACCUCUGGUCUUUACUACGGUAUAUUUUCAAUUGUCUCAUAAGACUCAUGACCGUGAGGUUUUUUUCUUGCGACUCAAAUAUACGAGGUCAAUGUUAGGGCCGAUAUUACAGGCACGGCUUAUUAGCAAGUCAAUAGUUAGCUUCAUUUUAAAAACAGUAAUCUUUCUCCCCGCUCACCGGCUUUCAGGUUUGAAGCGAAAGGUAUGCAGAGCGAGAAGCUAACCCAGUACUAAAAGGGCAUCUUUUGUGGUUCAAAUCUCUCAAAUUAAAUGGUGUGCUCAACCUUUGCAAAUCUGUUUCUGUCAGCCUGGAAGAACUUGGCAAAAAAAAAAAGAGGGUCUCUUUGUUCAGCUUCGGGCAUCAGCCCUGCCCAGCGAUAAUUUAUAGGAACAUAAAUUCAGCUUUGUUGGAACCGAAAAUCAGUAGGGACUGCGCUGCCAUUAAAGGAAGAUGCCACACUGCAAUUCUGCUGGUGGCUCACAGUUCAGUGUUAGAGCAUCUGCUUUGACAUGUACAAGGAGAAGAAGAAGAGUUUGGAUUUGAUAUCCCGCUUUAUCACUACCCAAAGGAGUCUCAAAGCGGCUAACAAUCUCCUUUCCCUUCCUCCCCCACAACAAACACUCUGUGAGGUGAGUGAUGCUGAGAGACUUGAGAAGUGUGACUGGCCCAAGGUCACCCAGCAGCUGCAUGUGGAGGAGCAGGGAAGCGAACCCGGUUCACCAGAUUACGGGUCUACCGCUCUUAACCACUACACCACGCUGGCUCUCCAAGUUCAGCCCCUGGCAUCUCCAGGUUGGGUUGCGAGAGGCUCCCCUGCCUGAAAUCCUGGACAGCCCCUGCCAGUAGGUUUAGGAGAUACUGAACUAGCUGGAUCCAUGUUCUGACUCAUGAUAAGGCAGCCUCUUUUGACAGACCAUCAGUAUUGUCUCUUCUGAUGCACCACGACUCUUCCAAUUCUCAAAGCAGAGACCUCCCCAAGCCCUGCAAGCUGAUGGUCCUUCAAGUCAGAAUGGAGAACCUACAGGCUCCUAGAUGUUGACAGGACACUGACAUUACAGGACUACUGGAAGCAGCUUCCCAGGGUUUCAGACAGGGUCCCCAACUCUAAUUGGAGUUGCUGGGGGAUGCUCAAGAGAUGCUUAGAGAGCCAGUGUGGUGUAGUGGUGAAGAAUGGUGGACUCGUAAUCUGGUGAACCGGGUUCGCUUCCCCGCUCCUCCACUGCUGGGUGACCUUGGGCCAGUCACACUUCUCUGAAGUCUCUCAGCCUCACUCACCUCACAGAGUGUUUGUUGUGGGGAAGGAAAGGAAAGGAGAUUGUGAGCCGCUUUGAGACUCCUUCGGGUAGUGAUAAAGUGGGAUAUCAAAUCCAAACUCCUCCUCCUCCUCUUCUUCUUCUUCUUCUUCUUCUCAACCACUAAGGCCCUUCCUCAAGACAUUUUCAACUGAGAAUAAGAGCUCUGUGCCUGGCAAACGGGCCCUGGGUUUCCAAGGCUACCAUAUGGUGCUUUUCGUGAACAUUUAUUUCCCUGCCAGCCACCGAUCCCAUCCCAGACUAGGCUAGAAGCCUUCGCCCCAGCCACCCCCUGCCCCAGCUAUCUCGUAGAGCGAGGCCCGUCACGAACCUGUUACCCUUCUUGGCCUUGUCUGGGCCGGGUUGAUAAGAGCAGGAGGCAGAGUUCCUCCAUCCGCUUGGCCCGAGUCAGAAAAUUAUUUUUAUCUAGCCAGCGCCUUGGGAGCAGAGCAAGCAACACAUCCUCAAACAGCUUGUCCCCUCGGAGGUUUGUGUGCGAUAGGGAGCAAGAACUGCGUGUGGGUUUUGAGAAUGGUUUUAACCUCUCCCUGGCGGCAAAGACAAGUGUUUAUUAUCUUCAGCUCAAAGGCCAAAGCACCGUCAGUUAACCCUGCCCUGGUGACCCGUCAAGGGAGGAAUGAAACUUGGACCUAGGAAUGCGCAAAUAUCUCAAUUUCGGUUUCCCAUUUUUCCGACCUUAGCUCCAGUCCUUAACAUUUCCAUGUCGGUUUGUGAUUUAUUUGCCUGUUUAAAGUCCUCCUGAAAAGUCAUCACCGUUUUAGUGCAAAAUUCUCCUAAGACGCCCAUUUCUGCCUGCAAUUUUCGCAAGCGUAUACAUUUUUGCUGCGCAAUAUCCCUUCAAACGAUGCAUUUUUACAUAGGCAAUUUGUGCUGAGCAAACUAGGCAUCUUCAGACAACUUGGAGGUUUGUUUGCAACAGCAGGAAAGUUCUGCUUCUGACCGGAUUUUGAUUUUGGUGAGAUUCAUUGCUUCCCUUGCUUACGGCAAACAAUUUUUUAAAAAAUCCAGGGAGUAGAGAAAUACAACUCUGGGACCUUCUCUUCUUCACAGUCUCCCUCAUACCUCAGCUGCCCUUGAGAGAGUCUGCAAAGAAGCCUUUGAUUCCUUUAACCCCUUGCUCCCACUUAAUCGGAAAAGGCUGCAGAGGGGAAGCAGGGAUUUUCCCAAAGCCCAGCUUACAGUCCCCACACUCAGGAGUGUCAGUGGUUCCUCAGACAGCCCUGCCUCGCAUCCCACCACCUCUAUGGCUCCAUGCCACUGACGUUGGCGCAAGCAAGCUCAGGACAGGCUGGGCAGGGUGUGUCCCCCUCCUGCUCCUCCCGAAGUUAUUCUUUUGCAUUUCCCUUUCCUGCUAUUAAUAGACUCUGAGCCAGCCUUAAGCGCCGUGUCACCAAAGGUGGCUGGACGUAGAAGGAAGUUGCCCAGAUAGGAAAUGGCCCCAAGACAAGAAUCAGGAACGCGAUGCAAGAGGACCCCCUAAAUGGCUCAGAUGAAGGUGGAGGAGGGACGGAAGGAAUGAGACGAGUCUUUUUCCUUUCUUGCGUUUGUUUUUGUUUUGUUUUUAAGUCUUUGGUGUUCUGCUCCAAUAUGGCCUUAAAUAGAAAUAUUUAUAAUACAGUGGUACCUCGGGUUAAGUACUUAAUUCGUUCCGGAGGUCCGUUCUUAACCUGAAACUGUUCUUAACCUGAAGAACCACUUUAGCUAAUGGGCCCUCCUGCUGCCGCUGCGCCACUGCCAUGCGAUUUCUGUUCUCAUCCUGAAGCAAAGUUCUUAACCCGAGGUAAUAUUUCUGGGUUAGCGGAGUCUGUAACCUGAAGCGUCUGUAACCUGAAGCUUAUGUAACCUGAGGUACCACUGUAUUUGGAAUGAGUUUAGACAGAAUGUAAUACAUUGUGAAUAACCAGAGUUGUAUCAGGAGUAUAACGUUAUUUUUCUUUAUAGGACAGGGUACGGAAAUGUAUAGAUUUUACCUACUGUAUAAUUUUUGCCCCUUUCUUUUUGAGAAUUUGUUUUUCCUUUUCCUUUAUCACUUAUGUCUUUAUGAAUGAGAUUGUUCUAAUAAAAUACACAAACAAACAAACAAACAAACAAACCAAUAGCGAAAGCUUGCCUCUAGGUAUAACUGCUCUAUCCUGACUCGCAACCAACAGUUCAGGAUCUCAAUCUGAACUAGAGGAAAUCUGUGUCUCUCGUAGGCCUGGGUCAAAUUCAAAGUGCAAGCACAAAGCUUAGGAGACUGAAGCCCAGGGGCCAGAUUUCCUCCCAGCCCGUCUAACUGCCCCCCCCCCCACUGACCCUCCUUUGCGCCCCAAAUGUUUUUUGCCUGACUGGAAUAUGCCCUUGAACAUGUUCCUUGCUUGGCUGGAUGGAGGAUAAAGAGUGUGUAUGCAAUAUUUGUAUCCAUUGCUCCACCCAUUCCCCCCCCCUCUGGCCCUACCCACCCGUGGCAUGUGUGGCCCUUGGGUGCUUGUCCAUGUGGCCCUCAGACAGAAAAAAGGUUUACGAUUCUCCUUGCACUGACUGUACUUUGGCUCAUAGCUUGUUGUUUCAGCCUCUAUCUCACAUGUCAAGCAACGGUUAUCCCAGGGUAGCUGGCAGCAUGUAAGCCAAUUGUUUAUACCAGUUUCUGGGAAUCGCACGCCAAGAGAGAUCUGUUGUCCUCAGGUCCUGCUCGCAAGGAUGCCUGGUUGGCCGCUGUGGAACCAGGAUCUUGAUGGGCAUUGGCCUGAUCCUGCAAGGAUCUUCUGCAGGAAUCUCGACUGAAGCAUCCAUGGCAGAGGCCCACCUAUCCUCUGCUUAGUAAAAGAUGUUAGCAAUGAUUAUGUCCUUCAGAAGGUUGUAGCGAGGGGAGAAAGAGAGCAAGUUAACCGUUUCCAAAACAUGCCUAACUCUCUGGGUCUUUUUAGGAACUACCACAGCUGGAACCAUGAGUGGCACGUCGGUGAGGCCCACAAGCAGUGCUAAUUCCACCACCUUAACCCCCGGAAGUACUGCUCCUCCACCGGCAAAUGUGGCGACCCUGAAGACCACCGUCUCUGCUACUACAGCCAAAAGCAGUGUCUUGACAACUGCAGGAAGCCCCCCACUGCGUACGCCCACGGGGACCAUUAAUAAACCCACAGACACAACUUCAAGUGGAGUCAAGGGAUCUCCUGUCGCCAUAGCUACGUCAGUGGCUGCAACCACCCCCAAACCACCCUCUGCAACUGUAGCGCCGUCGACCAAAACUACACCUGCGGCCCCCCGAGAGACGACAACGUCCUUGACAGGCGCUGGGUCAAAAGCAGUGGCCUCGACGCCACACUCUGGCGUUGUGGUGACAAGUGCCCUGACUCUGAAGCCAGGCAGUUCAGCUGCUGCCACUCCAGGUACUGUACUCAGAUCCUUGGCCCAUCUAGUCUAGUGCUGUCCACACUGGCUGGCAGCAGUGGUGGUGGUUGUUGUUGUUAUUUAUUAGUUAAAUUUAUAUACCACCCUUCGUCAAAAGAGGGCCUUCUUGGUAGUGGCGCCCACCCUGUGGAACGCCCUCCCAUGAGGCUGAGAGUUCAACAGGUGCAGCGGAAGAGACGCCAGUGUGAAAGGUGGCUGUGAGCCCAGACUGCAAGGUGCUUUAUUCAGAAAAAUCCCUGCCUUGUUCUCGGGUGAAAAGAAAAACUGACCAUGAAAGUCGUGGUUUUGCUAAUAAUAAUAAUAAUAUUUUAUUUAUACCCCGCCCUUCCCGGUUCAAAAACCGGGCUCAGGGCAGCUAACAACAAAUUUAAAACACCUUAAAACACUGAAUUAUAAAAGCAGCAUACAAUACAGUAUAAAAACAUGAAUAACAGUAAAAUUCAAAAUUCAAAAAUCAAUUAGCUAAUAAUAAUUAUUAGGAGGGAGUGCUGGUUUUCCUUACCCUGGCUUUUUUCUUUUUAAACAGGGAAGAGCCCAGGCACAACGCCAGGUUCAGGAAGCGUCACCACUGUUGCUUCUACAACAGAGAAAUCUACAAGCAAGGCCGUCGUCCCUGCUGCAGCGCCCACAGAGAAGCCAAAGAAAGCCGAGUCAACAACGAGAACGGCGACAACGAAAGAACUUGUGGGGACGGCGGGCAGCACAGCCACGCAUACGGCGGGAGCGGUUCCACCACCGCCCAGUUCAAGUUCUGGGACUUCAGUCACAAGGAAGACCCCCUCAGCCUCUCCGCAGCCCCCCGUCGCGUUUCCCGAUACUUCUUUCGUAGCCCAGACCAAGGUACCCAGGGCUCAGCCCAAAGCAGUAUAUCCUUUAACUCUCUGCUUCCUUCUGAGGGAGUUUUCCCCCUGUGUGCUUUGGUUGAAGGUCUCCCUGCUAUGUACAAGGCCAGGAGGAAGACAGGUGAAACCUUUCCGUUUCUUUCCCCCUUCAAAUUAUACACCGUUUUGGUUCCGCUUGCUCAGUAAAGAGCUCUCAGGACUUUUCUUUCUGGGUUCCAGCUGCGUUAUUUCCCUGCAGAGCCAAACGAGGGUGAGGCCAGAGGUUUGCAUUCGUGGACAGCCUUUGUUUUCGUUAGAGAUACUGUGUUGUUGUUUUUUGUUCCAUUCCAUGGGAAUUCGUUCAGACUUUUUGUUGUCUGGUUUUCCCCUAGAUUGUUUGUGAAAAAGCGGUGCCACCAGAAGACCAGGCAAUCAUUUUGACCUUGAACCAAUCCACGCCAUGUGUAAGUACCUCCCAAGGCGUCUCUUUUUGGUGGUCUCAUAUGAUUAGAAUUUUAUGGAGCUCCUCUCCUUGGGGGAAAAAAAGCACUAUUUAUCCUGGGGAGAUAAAUAGCGCGUGUUAAGUUGUGGGCGAACAUAUCAGACGACACAGCGAUUCUUCCAAAGCAGCUCUUUAUUUGUAAGCUGGAACAGAACUGAACUGAGGAGCUCUGUCAGCCUGCUUAUAUAGAGCUCCAGAACAAUGUAACUGUUGCCAUAUUCUGUAACUAUCCAAUCACUGAAUGUCACUUUCAAUCCUUCAUUUGCAUAACUAUCUACAGUAUCCCCCUGCUGGCCCAGGGUGAGAACUUCAGUACAUAACAGUGCUUUCCCUUUUGGAUCGUUUUCUGCAGACCCUCAAGUUUAAACAAUGCUCAGCGUUCAGUUUCUUAAAAUUGUUAGGCUGUGAUAGCUCCCCGGUUGGCCUCAUACUUUACUCACUGCUGCCGCCACCUGGCCACAAGUCCCUUCUUUGCCAUCUCCACUACCCUGGAAAAAGCAACCCCCCCCCCCCUCUUUUGGAUACAAUUUAUUAAUUUUAUGAUAACAAAAAUACAAUAAAAAAACCCCCCAAAGAACAUCACAAUCAAAAUCAUACAUCUUAAUUGACUUCCCUCCAACUCCUCCUCCUGGUUCCAAUUUUUUUUUACUUAUUUAUACUUGUCCACAGAAUCUCACACUCUUAACUAUCCAGUUUUCAAACCUUAUGCAUAUUAUUACAAGUGACCUUUAAAAGUUCAACUAAUGUGGAAAUCAAUACGCAAAGCUUACUGAUAAUGCCUGAGCACCAGCAAACCCUCCUGAGUGGAUUUUAACACUCAGGCUAGUUGGUCCCAAGCUGUCCAUGCUAGUACCAGCACCUUUAAUUAGUGAGAUCCCACCUCCUCGCCGCUCCAGAUAGCAAACUGCUCGUAGCAUUCUGCAGAUUCCAGACACUCUUCGAGGAUUGCCCCGCUUGCCACACAAUUGCAGCAAUCCAACUGGGUGUAGUUACAGCGGCCAGGUACCUACCUCAGCCGGUGUAUUUGCAUAUGGGAAUGGAUUCGCAUUUUAACUUGAAGUGGGUGGUUUGAAAGGCGCCAGAACAAGCUCUGAAUUGUCAGUAUCGACUAAAAAAACCCCAUCCAGCUGCGAUUUUUAGGACUUAAAUAUUUGCAGGGUGCACUCUGCAAAGUGCUUGAUGCAAUGCCCAGCAGGUUAGUCCUACAAUUCAGCUAAAAAUAGACAGCGGGUAAAGUACAGUUAUGGGGGCUUCCAGUUUCCAGUACCCUCCCUCCUGCCCCUGUCCCUUGUGAGUUGAGUUGCAAGCGUGUGAAUCAAGUGUCUUUCAGCUCAUUAUGGCAGCUGUGAUAUCAUCUUUUCCGGCAGCCAAGUCAGGAAGUCUGCAGGUCUGAUUUUCGCAGGGACAUAACCGUUGUCGGAAAUAAUCGCUAACGACAAGCGCCAAUUGCGUUUUGAAAGAGACCCUCGUGAAAUCCUCCAGAACUGUCUAACCCCACAGUUAUUUGGGGUGUUCUGGGGGUAUUCCCACAAUAGCAAUUUCCUUUCCCUCACCUUCCUUCGCUCCCCUGCAGGGCAAGAUUCAGCUGUGAAAUAAUGGGUGUCUUCCGUUCAGGCCUCUCUUAGGAGGAGGAGAAAUGAAUAAAAUAACCCUCCUUUGUCCCAGGUGGUUCUCAACAGAUAACAAGACCCUCUGAGGCUUGGAGUAGACAAACAGGUCAAUUUCUUUCAGUUCCCGGGUUUCUUCAGUCUUAAUUUUAGUUUUCCACAUAUAGGUGUCAGUUUUGCAAAUUUGUUUUGUCUUCUUUUUUUAAAAAAAUGCCUCAGUGUGCAUUUCCCCUCACAUAAACAUUUGUCUGUGCACGUUGGCUUGCAAUGUGCAUUUUUGUUAUUUUCACCAAUCUAUGCACACUUCCUCUUGAAAUGUGGUUGGACGUUUGCAGUGCAACAUUUCGGUAAAGUGUUCGUUUUGAAGGAUAGUUGCAUUUCAGCCCCUGUGCCGUUCCAGGAAGGGCAAAUUGGGUUCACGGCAAAAUUCAAACAGAGCCUGUUUUCCUCCCUUCCCCCCAGUCCUACCUGAGGCGUUCCACCCCACAUUGAAAGCAGCAGCAGAUCAUGUAGAUCGGUGGGAAGCAAUUUCGGUGGAUGGGUCAGUGAAGAAAGCCAAACCCGGAUUUGGGUCUUUCCUAACACAUUCCUCGAGGGCUCAGAUGACCCACUUGCCUCAUUCCAAGUUCCUCUUCACGAGGGUCACAAAGACUCCUUCCAUUUGGGGUCGUUUUCAACACUUGUUGCAACGUUCCUGCUCCUAGUAAAUGCAUAGGGUUGCUUUGUUGUUUAGUCAUUUAGUCAUGUCUGACUCUUCGUAACCCCCUGGACCAGAGCACACCAGGCACUCCUGUCUCCCACUGCCUCCCGCAGUUUGGUCAAACUCAUGCUGGUAGCUUCGAGAACACUGUCCAACCAUCUCGUCCUCUGUCGUUCCCUUCUCCUUGUGCCCUUCAUCUUUCCCAACGUCAGGGUCUUUUCCAGGGUUGCAAUUGGUAUAUAAAGUCCUUAAUGGCUUGGGCGCAGUUUACUUGAGGUAUUGCCUUGCCAAUAUAUGCCCAACCAACAGCUCCCAUUUGAGGUAAAGAUAAAGGAACCCCUGACCAUUAGGUCCAGUCGUGGCCGACUCUGGGGUUGCAACGCUCAUCUCGCUUUAUUGGCCGAAGGAGCCAGCGUACAGCUUCCGGGUCACGUGGCCAGCAUGACUGAGCCGCUUCUGGCGAACCAGAGCAGCGCACGGAAACGCCGUUUACCUUCUCGCCGGAGCGGUACCUAUUUAUCUACUUGCACUUUGAUGUGCUUUCGAACUGCUAGGUGGGCAGGAGCAGGGACCGAGCAAUGGGAGCUCACCCCGUCGCGGGGAUUUGAACCACCGACCUUCUGAUCGGCAAGUCCUAGGUUCUGUGGUUUAACCCACAGCGCCACCCGCGUCACAUAAUCCCUGUUCUGCAUUUGUAAGGACUCGAUCUUUUCGUGUGGCAUCACUUAACACUUUGGAACUCCCUGCCUGUUGACACCUGCCUUCACUAUACUUUUCCCUUCAGGAAAUGGCAAAGUUACAAUGGUUUCCCUCGUUUGCCUAGUGACGCCCAAAAUUGGGUGUGGAGUUGACAUUUGCAAGGGAGCCUUUUUCUGGAAGUUUUCUUAUUCUCCUCCAAACUCUGCCCUGAUAGAUAAAGAAGAUAAGGAAUCAGUGGGAGGGUGAGGGUGAAGCAUGCCUCUUUCUUAUUACCAGCUGUUUCUUAUCACCAAAUGCCCCUUAUGCCAAUUUGGCAUUGUACCUCACGUGCGUCUUUAGCCGAGCUAAAGGCUGCUUAGUUCCAGCCUUAAACUUGUGGGAAUCUCAGAUUACAGUGGUACCUCUGGUUGCGGACGGGAUCCGUUCCGGAGGCCCGUUCGCAACGUGAAAAACCCGCAACCUGAAGUGCCGUAUCUGCGCAGGUGUGUGGUACGAUUUGGUGCUUGUGCGCAUGCGCGAAGCGCAAUUUAGCACUACUGCGCAUGCGCAAGCGGCAAAACCCGGAAGUAACCCUUUCCAGUAUUUCCAGGUCGACACAAGACACAAUCUGAAACAGAGUAACAUGAAGCAAACUUAACAUGAGGUAUGACUGUAUUCUCUCUUUCUUGCUGGGGGGAGUUGUCUCCUGAGCCUUUAAUGUACCAACCUGGUCCAAAAACCCAGGAACCAAAUUCCUGCUAUAACUCCAACAUGCUCAGGGUUUGAUGUCUGACCGUUUGGGGUCAGUGUGGGGGGUUUUCUUCCUUCCACCCCACCCUAAUCUCUCUCUCUCUCUCUCUCUGAUUCAGCAUGUGUUUGGUGCUCGGUUUGUUGAUUCAAGUGACAUUACCUCAUUCUGGGGAAGGGAUGUUAGUUUUAGAUUCCUGCUAGUGUGGGAAUUCGAUUAGCUCAGAUUGCCCAGGCCUGUUAAGUCUCGCCAAAGAAUGUGCAAUGCUUGAAAGGCCAUAGAGGGGUGCAAAGUGGGUUUUGGGGGGGAGGAAGGGGUGGGGGAAGGGUACCGGACUGGCCUCAUCCAGUCGGCGCAAUCCCAAAGGAAGCUUCAACAGCAUUUAUGUAUGUGGCUGCAGCAGCAAGGAUUCCCUGUGCAUAGAAAUGGAAGGAGGAAAGAGCAUCUUCAAAGGGACAACGGUUGAUGAAAAUCUUGGAAUAUGCAGAGGUGGCAGAAUUUAAAGCACUGAUAAAAGAGACAAAUUUAGAAUCUUUUAAGGAAGACUGGAAACCCUCUCUAGUCUAUAUAAAAAGGCAGUUUCCCAUACCUGAGGACCACAGCAGUGUAAGAAAACAGCAGACUGUAUUAAGCAGCAUGUUAGAGAGAAGGAAAUUAGACAAGAAGGAACCUUAAAAUGCAUCUGUAUGUCAUUUUGGUUAGAAACAUCGGUGUUGGCUGAGCAGGAAGUCGCUAGUUUUGUUGCAUUGGAAUAUACCGUAUUUUUCUGUGUAUAAGACAGUGCUUUUUGCUAAGAAAAAAUUAGGCAAAAAUUCAGUUUCGUCUUAUACACUGAUAGUGAAUGCAGUGGGGCGGAACGUGUGAUUAAUGGCGGCAGCAAGCAGGAGAUUGGCAGCGGUGAUUGGGCGGGUGAUUGGUGGCUGCGGCAAGGCCUGCUGGUGAUUGGCUGUGACAACUGGGCAGGUGAUUGGUGGCUGUGGCAAGGUGGGCAGGCGAUUGGCGGCUGCGCCGAGGUGUGCGAUUGGCAGUGGCUGUGGCAAGCGAUCGGCAGUGGCAGGCAGGCGGGCGAGCGAUUGGUGGAAGCGACCUCCCCCACCCCACCACAAAAAAGCCAAACAACUUAAUUUCUUAAUUUCUUAAUUUUGGGUUAAAAAAAAUUAGGGGUCGUCUUAUACAUGGAGGCAUCUUAUACAUGGGAAAAUACGGCAAUUGUUGAGUAACAAAUGUAACUUUCAUGUAUGGAAAAAAGAAUAAAAUGUUAUUAAAUAACAAAGAGCAAAAAUGCCCACUGUUCAGGAGAAUCCUUUCAAUAGUUGGUAGUAGCAAUUCUGAGCAUGCACAGAGUUCUUUCCCUCAUAAAUCAAUGAGAGAGAGAGAGAGACCACACUCCCUUUCCCACCCCUUCCCCAUCCUCAAACCCCCUCCCAUCUCAGCCUGUCCUCUUCCAACCCCUUCUCCUUAUCCUCGCAUUUUGUCCCUGAGUAGCUUUGUUUAAAAUCCUAAAUUUGCCACAGUGUGUCAGUUUUAACUUUGGAAAGGGAAAGGGAUAUGAUCUAGUUUUGUUUUGUUUUUAUUUUUGAGUGAGGGGAGGCAAUGUUCAGGCGCAGCCCUGUUCUCCUGGAGACCUUGACCCCCUCCCCAUUAACAAUCCAUCUUAACAAUGCCAUUCCACGCCCAGGGACUGUUCCUUCCUGUCUGGCAGGCCGUGGCGUCCUGUCCCCGUCCCUUAGCACCUCCAAAGAGUCUUUCUCCAAAUAUUUAGACAAAGCAGUGAGCAAUCCGGGACAUCGAUUUCCCCCUUCGGCCUUACCCACCCAGGAAAAGAAAGCGAGAAAGAGCUUUGCUCUGCUUUCAGCUGCCUCAACUGAGGAACCCCUGUCUCUCCUGGGGAGGAAGAACAGAGACAUUUCGCUCGCAGACGUAACUGCUACCACAUAAAGCGAGCUCUGCAUUUGCAAAGAAAAAAAAUCCAUCUUUUAGUGCGGUCCCACCUAUCUUUUGCAACUCCCAGCUUCUUGACAUUACGUAGUUGGUUUGGUGGCCGGUGCCUUCUGAACACUUCUUUGUAUAUCUACCCAGAUAAAUUUAUGCGUAUAUUUAUUUUAAAAACUAUUCAUUUAUCUAUUUUUUAUUACAGUGGUACCUCAGGUUACAGACACCUCAGGUUACAUACGCUUCAGGUUACAGACUCCGCUAACCCAGAAAUAGUAUCUCGGGUUAAGAACUUUGCUUCAGGAUGAGAACACAAAUCGCGCAGCGGCAGUGGGAGGCCCCACUAGCUAAAGUAGUACCUCAGGUUAAGAACAGUUUCAGGUUAAGAACGGACCUCCGGAACAAAUUAAGUUCUUAACCUGAGGUACCACUGUAUUCUGUUAAAUCUGCUGUUUCAUUUAUAUAUAUAUAUAUACAUUUUUAUUGGGUUUUUUCUAACAUAUCAUUUCCAACAAUCGUAUAACAUAACUUCUUAUCUUAUACAAUAUUUUAGACGUCCGUCAACACCUCUGAUGAUUUUCCAUUCUUUAUCACUUAUUCUGCAUUUCUUAAUUUCUCUAUUACUCUUAAUUAUCAUUAACUAAUAAUUCUCCUCAUGGUCUUUCUUGCAAUAUUUCAAAUAGUCAUCCUUACAAAACUUCCUGCAAUCCUACUAGCGGAAUCCGUUCAUUACAAUUACUUUUCAAAUAGUUUGUAUAUUUACUCCAGUCGCGCAGGUUUCGAAUCCUUCCUGUUAAUUUAUCCAGUUCUGCAUAGUCCAUCAAUUUCAUCCGCCAUUCUCCGUUCGUCGGUAAUUCUUCUUGCUUCCAUUUUUGUGCCAAUAAUAUUCUUGCUGCUUUCACUGCAUAUAAAAACUUACAAUCCUGUCUAUUAAUAUCAUGUUAAAUCUGCUGUUUUAAACAUCUGUCUUGAUCACAGUUGUCUUGGUGAACAGUUUAGACUGUUUUAUGUAAACCACAUAAGGGUUUUAAAAAAUAAUAAUAGGCGGUAUAAAUCCUGCUAAAUAAAAGAAAUUGUGCAAACAAACAAUAAGGGGCCACUGCGAGAAUAGAAUGCCGGACUAAAUGAGCCGCUAUCCUGUCAAGCAGUCUCUUCUCAUGUUCUUAUUAACUGAAGCUAAGUGAUGCUGGUAAAACCUUGUGGGUUAAGACUGUGGCGUUUUAUUGUGUCUGGGACACGGGUGGCGCUCUGGUCUAAACCUCUUGGGCUUGCUGAUCGGAAGGUCGGUGGUUCAAAUCCCCACAACGGAGUGAGCUCCUGUUGCUCUGUCCCAGCUCCUGCCAACCUGGCAGUUCGAAAGCACACCAGCGCAAGUAGAUAAAUAGGUACCGCUGAGGCGGGAAGAUAAAAGGCGUUUCCGUGUGCUCCGAUUUCCGUCAUGGUGUCCCGUUGCACCAGAAGUGGUUCAGUCAUGCUGACCACAUGACUAGAAAGCUGUCUGUGGACAAACACUGGCUCCCUUGGCCGGUAGGCGAGAUGAGCGCCACAACCCCAUAGUCACCUUUGACUGGACUUAACCAUCCAGGAGUCCUUUACCUUUUUAAUGUGUCCAGAUAUUGUACAUCGAGAGCCAGUGUGGUGUAGUGGUUAAGAGCAGUGGACUCGUAAUCUGGUGAACCGGGUUCGCUUCCCCGCUCCUCCACAUGCAGCUGCUGGGUGACCUUGGGCCAGUCACACUUCUCUGAAGUCUCAGCCCCACUCACCUCGCAGAGUGUUUGUUGUGGGGGAGGAAGGGAAAGGAGAAUGUUAGCUGCUUUGAGACUCCUUCGGGUAGUGAUAAAGCGGGAUAUCAAAUCCAAACUCUUCUCCCUCGCUUCACUGUCAUUGUAGGAUAUAUUGGCAUCUCAGUUGCCACUCAUUGAUAACGUCUGACAUGCUGUUGUUCUUGAGAGACAUUGUAGUGCGCCUCUGGGGGUGAAGUCAAACCGGUGCGUCAGAAGCACCGAAGAGACCUCCCUGGAGCGCAAGCCUGGCAAGUGUGCAUGGAGGUCCAGACGACAAAACCCCUUUCUAGGCCUGCCUGAUGGGGUCCAAAGAUAUUCCGCAAGGCAGUGGAGGGUGAGGAUCCGUUCUGACUUUACAUUCUGACUUUCUGGCCUCGGUCCUGUAUACCUGAAGGAGCGUCUCCACCCCCAUCGUUCAGCCUGGAGACUGACGUCCAGUGCCGAGGGCCUUUUGGCGGUUCCCUCAUUGCGAGAAGUGAGGUUACAGGGAACCAGACAAAGGGCCUUCUCGGUAGUGGCGCCUGCCCUGUGGAAUGCCCUCCCUUCAGAUGUGAAGGAAAUAAGCAGCUGUCAUCUUUUUAAAAGACAUCUGAAGGCAGCCCUGUUUAGGAAAGUUUUUAAUAUUUAAUGCUGUAUUGUUUUUAACACUUGAUUGGAAGCCGCCCAGAGUGGCUGGGGAAACUCAGCCAGAUGGGCGGGGUAUAAAUAAUAAAUUAUAAUUAUUAUUAUUAUUAUUAUUAUUAUUAUUAUUAUUACCCUUGGACCAUUUCAGAACUGUAGCUUCCUUGAGGCCAGGCUGUUACCAUGUGGACGGAGGAAGGGAGAGUCGAGUUUAUUGUGAUACUGAGUGGGGAUCCACGCCGUCUCUUGCAUUCCUUUUUUAGGGGGCGGAAAUGCGACCUUUGCAGGGGUGGCAGAAAGCAGCCCCUCCCUCGUCCCGCGAGGAGACCCUGUGGGAGUUACUAUUCCUGUCGAUCUCCCAGCUGCAGGCUUCAGAUAAAGAAUGGCAGGGGACCAGGCGGAGGGACAGAGGCCAAGCCUGACUCGGCUCGUGGUUUUGAAAAGAGGCGGCUUUUGAACUCCUCACUGCCUCCUGGACUAAGCAGCCUGAAGAACAAGGGGAGAUAUCGCUGGAAAACAGACCUUUCCCCCCUAGGGAGGUCACUUUGGUUCUGCUUAACACAGUGGUUAACACCCCUGGAGGCACACUCCAUUGUCUCUCAAUAAUAAUAAUAAUAAAUUUAUUAUUUGUACCCCGCCCAUCUGACUGGGUCACCCCAGCCACUCUGGGCGGCUUCCAACAAAGAUUAAAAAUACAUUAAAAUGUCUCACAUUAAAAACUUCCCUGAACAGGGCCGCCUUCAGAUGUCUUCUAAAUGUCAGGUAGUUUUUUAUUUCCUUGACAUCUGCUGGGAGGGUGUUCCGCAGGGCAGGCGCCACCACCGAGAAGGCCCUCUGCGUGGUUCCCUGUAACUUCGCUUCUUGCAGUGAGGGGACAUUAAGCUUUUAAUGUUUGAUGCAUUACUGUAUUUUAAUAUUUUGUUGGAAGCCACCCAGAGUGGCUGGGGAAGCCCAGCCAGAUGGGCGUGGUAUAGAUAAUAAAUUAUUAUUAUUUAUUAUUAUUAUAAACAAGUUUAGAUGGAAGCAAUAAUGGAAUACUGAAUGGUAUAGUUUUUGUAAAAUAUGCAGAGAUUUAUGAUAUGUAAAAUGAACCAUGGAAAGAGAAGAAGGGAAGUCAUUGAUAUCUUAAGGAUGUAAAAUGAGUAUUUUAAACUGCAAAACACAAAAUUUAAUAAAACAUUAUAUUUAUAUAAAAAAGAAAGGCUCACAGCAUUAACAAUGCGAGUCUUCUCAUGCCAUGCAUUGGAAAGAAGAUUUUACUGCGGCAGCUAGGAGACUGGAGAGCUGCUACAGUCACUUGGAGGCUUCUCAUUCCAUUGAUUCCCCGCCCCAGUUUCUGUGUGAACCCCACACUUUUCUUUGCUUUGAAGAUCAUGAUUGACGCUGCCCCCGUGUUAGGAAACGAUUCCCACCAGGGUGGCAGCCACCAGCAAGUUUGCCCUAGGCAAAGCCCUAACCGUGGCGAAUUUUGUUCUUCCUUUCUACAGAACGGUUUGGAGAAGAGCGCCGCGAAGGAGCCUCUCUUGAAUGUCCUCUGCAAAGCGGUGAAGCCCACCUUCAACCAGAGCCGGGAUGGGUGUUUGGCGAGGCUGGCUUCCAAAGACGACCCCAAGUACUUGGCUGUCCUCGAGGUGGCUGUGUUGAGUAGGUACCACAUGCGUUGUUGGGAGCCCCUAGGGCAGCCUUCGCCAACUUGGCGCCCUCCAGAUGUGCUGGCUGCAGCUGUGGUCCAGAACAUAUGGAGUGCACUGGGAUGAUGAUGUUUUCCCGUGAGUAAGAACUAGGAACUUUCAUACCUGAGCUCUGCUGCCCUGGUAGUUGCAGACCAGUCUAAUAAUAAUAAUAAUAAUUUGUUGUUGUUGUUGUUUACUCACUUAGUCGUGUCCGACUCUUCGUGACCCCAUGGACCAAAGCAAGCCAGGCAGUCCUGUCUUCCACUGCCUCCUGCAGUUUGGUCAAACUCAUGUUCAUAGCUUCGAGAACACUGUGCAGCCAUCUCGUCCUCUGUCCUCCCCUUCUCCUUGUGCCCUCCAUCUUUCCCAUCAUCAGGGUCUUUUCCAGGGAGUCUUCUCUUCUGAUGAGGGGGCCAAAGUAUUGGAGCCUCAGCUUCAGGAUCUGUCCUUCCAGUGAGCACUCAGGGCUGAUUUCCUUAAGAAUGGAGAGGAUUGAUCUGCUUGCAGUCCAUGGGACUCUCAAGAGUCUCCUCCAGCACCAUAAUUCAAAAGCAUCAAUUCUUCGGUGAUCAGCCUUCUUUAUGGUCCAGCUCUCACUUUAUUAUUUGUACCCCACUCAUCUGGCUGGGUCUCCCCAGCCACUCUGGGCGGCUUCCAACGAAGAUUAAAAAUACAUUAAAAUGUCACACAUUAAAAACUUCCCUGAACAGGGCUGCCUUCAGAUGUCUUCUAAAUGUCAGGUAGUUGUUUAUCUCUUUGACAUCUGAUGGGAAGGUGUUCCACAGGGCGGGCACCACUACCGAGAAGGCCCUCUGCCUGGUUCCCUGUAACUUCGCUUCUUGCAGUGAGGGAAUCACCAGAAGGCCCUCGGCGCUGGACCUCAGUGUCCGGGCAGAACGAUGGGGGUGGAGACACUUCUUCAGGUAUACUGGACCGAGGCCAUUUAGGGCUUUAAAAGUCAACACCAACACUUUGAAUUGUGCUCAGAAACGUACUGGGAGUCAAUGUAGGUCUUUCAGGACCAAUGGUCUCAGCGGCUGCUCCCAGUCAUCAGUCUAGCUGCCGCAUUCUGGAUUAAUUGCAGUUUCCAGGUCACCUUCAAAGGUAGCCCCACGCAGAGUGCAUUGUAGUACUCCAAGCGGGAGAUAACCGGAGCAUGCACCACUCUGGCAAGACAGUCUGUGGGCAGAUAGGGUCUCAUCCUGCGUACCAGAUGGAGCUGGUAGACAGCCGCCCUGAAUACAGAAUUGACCUGCGCCUCCAUGGACAGCUGUGAGUCCAAAAUGACUCCCAGGCUGCACACCUGCUCCUUCAGGGGCACAGUUACCCCAUUCAGGACCAGGGAGUCCCCCACACCAGCCCACAGGAAACCUGUUGCCCAACGUUGGACCCGAACCCGCGACCCCAAGAUAGAGAGUCUCAUGCUCUGAAUGACUGAGCCGAGUGUGUUGCUAUUCCACACAGUUUUCUGCACCGCCUUAAAAAGGUAAAUAAAUAGUUUCUAUUCUCCUCACCUUUUGUUUCCUUCUGUUAGCAAACUCUGCGGAUAAGGAGCUGUUUGAGUCUUUGGCGGCGAAGAUGGAAGAGCUGGAAAAGGUAAGGAGGAUGUUUGAGGAAGUCCCAUUCCUUCGGUUUGUCGCCUUUUCAGUCAGGCAUCUUCAGAUCUUUAGCUUGAAGUGUUGCUUGGCAACCGGCCGUCGCCAACUGUGGUUCAAGGACAGCCCUUCAAGGUGUGUUAGGAUGAAGGAUGCUUUGCUGAGUGAUUCUCUGAAGGAGGCAUGGAAGCAAAGCAGUUGCCCAGAUACGAUACGAUAAUCUUUAUUGUCAUUGUUCUCUACAGAACAACAAAAAAUCUACAUCAGACAUUCAGAAACCAACAAGCCUUGCUAUCCCAGCUAUCCCAGCCUGGUUAGCCCCCUAAAAACUCUGAUACCCCAUAAUUAAAUACAAUAUACUCCCACAGAGACCUUACACUGCGUUUAAAACCAAAAUCACAUUUGGAUAAAAACUGUUUCUCAGGCGGCUAGUCCUAGUCUUUAUUACCCUGUACCUUCUUCCAGAAGGCAGAAGCUGAAAGAGAUCAUUUCCGGGGUGCGGCUUAGUCAUGCUGGCCACAUGACCCGGAAGCUGUACGCCGGCUCCCUUGGCCAAUAAAGCGAGAUAAGCGCCGCAACCCCAGAGUUGGUCACAACUGGACCUAAUGGUCAGGGGUCCCUUUACCUUUUUAAGCCCUGUGAAAUUAAUGGACCUAGCUCAUGUUUGUCAAUUUCAGUGGGCCUUUACUUGAGCAAAACUUAGUUGAAUAACACCCAAUGGCGUUUCUCCCCUCCUCUCCACACACACUUAAAAAUGAAAAAGAGCCUUAUUUAAUACGUUUGCAUCCCAGUUUUCCUCCCAGAAGUGCAAAGUGCACCAUGCAAGGCUCUCUCGCUCCAGUCAUUUUGUCCUGCGGGGUGGGUUAGUCCGAGAGACAGUGCCUGGCCCCAGGUCACCAACUGAGCUUCAGGGCUGAGUGUCAAUUUGAACACAGGUCUCCGCAAGUCCCAGUCCAACGCUCUUCACUGCUGCACCCAUUGCAACUGCUCGUACAGCAACCACAGCAGACCCCCUCCAUCAAGUUUGCAUUUCCUGGGCCAGGAUGCCCUGGGAACAAGGCACAUUUUGUCCCUUCCUGCUGGUCCAGGAAACGCAGCUGGCAGGGUGGAGAGCCUUGAUGGGGCCAUUGUGUGAGCAACCACAAUGGAGCUUUUUUAAAAAAAAAAUGUGGCGAACACGCUAACCUUCCUUCAGUCAUCUCAUCUUCUAAGUCAGAUGAUCAGCCUGGUUUUUUAUUUAAUAAUUAGAAAAGGUAUUUUAAGGGACAGGCCCCCGCUGUCUCCUGAAAGUAGUAAAAUCCCACUCCCUCUGGGGAGUAACACUCCUGAAAAUUGCAUUUAUUCAUUGCAUUUAUAUGCUAGCUUUCUCUCCAGGGAGCUCCAGUUGGUUCUCCCUCUCAGUGUCCAAUUUAGAGUGGUGGUGACUGCACAUAGGGUGCCAAUCCAAGGGGGCGCAUAAUCAUCAUCAUCUCUCUAAUACUUCAAAAAUUAGAGUAAAUGAGUUACAAUUAAGUAAGAAAAACGGCAGCAACCAAAACAGGACAGGACAGAUUCAUCAAAAGAGGAGGGUCCCCCAAAACAAAGAUAACUGAUGUGUGUUUGCAACGCUCUUCCAGAGCUGUACGAGGAAGAUGCUAAAUGCACUGAUGUGGAGCGGAGUUUUCACAAUUUAGGGGUUUCCACAGAGAAAAUCCUCUCCCAGGCCAUUAUCCCCCACGCUUCCAAGGGCAGGAACCAGACACAGAGCCCCUCUGUCAGUAGCCAUGCAGAUGGCAUUUCAGAUAUUGGGGGCUUAAGUCUUUUAGGGGUUUAAUCACCUUGAAUCGGGCCAUGGGACAAAGUGGCCACCAGCGUAGGUGUUUUGAAACAGGGCUUUUGCUGUCUUGGAACCCUGGCCAGUAAUUUGGCCGCGGCGUUUUGCGCCAGUUGAUGUUUUCGGGUAAGUCUCCAAGGGCAGGCCCACGUAGCUUGCAUUGCAGUAGCCCAGCCAAUGCCCCUCUCUCCGUGGCGACUCCUCUGCUCCCAGCCAUUCACCCCCCUCUUCCUUUGACAGAUUGGAGUGAAGAACAUCACCCACGGCGGCAGGAGCAGGGACCCCGACAUAGAGGACCGCUUCAGCAUGCCUCUGAUCAUCACCAUUGUCUGCAUGGCUGCCUCCCUGCUACUUGGUGCCGCCAUCUACGGCUGUUGCCACCAGCGCCUCUCCCAAAGGAAGGACCAGGUAAACAGGCUUUUUGCAUUUUGCGCCAUCAAAAUGGACCUAGCAGGAGUUGUAGGGCCAAGCUUCACACCCACCGACCCUUGAGUUAUCUGCUCUGAGCCAGAGUCAUAGCUGUCAAGCGUCCCUUAUUUGGCGGGACAGUCCCUUAUCCCAGCACCAUGUCCCACUGCUGUCCCUUAUUGAUGAUGUCCCUUAAAUAAGCUACUGAAGGUAAUGGGGCCCUUUCUAUGUCCAGCUGUCCUUUGUCAACAACAAAUUGUUGCUGGUUUUUUGUGUUGAAUAUAUGCUAUAUGGUGAUUUAUGGACCUAAUAGGUAUCUAAAGCCAUUUGCACGCAACAAAAUAUGUAUUUUAUCAAAGUAAUUGUUGAUCCCUUAUUUUGGCUGCUGAUCCCUUAUUUUCGAGGCUGCUGGUCCCUUAUAUUCAAAUCUGUAAGUUGACCGCUAUGGCCGGGGUCUCCCAUAUCCCACUUCAUUUGCAGACAUUGGCAGUACUCACCCUAACCCUCUGCAUUGCAGAGUGUCGAUUUCGGGUGUCGGUAGCCUAUCUGCCACAAUUCGCAAUGCGUCAGUGAAACAAAACAGCUCAGGUCCCGUGAGCGCGGCAGCUCUUCCCAGUAGGUCUUGCCCCAAUGGACAGGGGCGAGGACCAAAAGUCUCUGCCUUUCCAGAGUCGUCUCCUCACCUGGGUCUUUCCCAAGCAAUCUGAGACUCAUGUGCUGCCAAACACAGCAGUUCUUUCCAAGAAUAUCAGGACAAAAGGAAUGAGGAGGUGGAAGGGGAACAGUUUUAUUAACAAAUAAACAGCAGGCAUGGAAAGCAUAAACUAAAACAUACCCGACAGGGGCUACCCAAUCUCCCCUUCAGCUGCCCGGAGCCCCAGGUAGAGCAGCAGGAGAAAGACCCUGACCGUCGGUCUCCCAGCAUCAGGUCCUUUGAUCUGGGCAGAAGCUCUCCAGGCCCCUCCCACCUAUGGCUUUUAUAGCCUGCCUUGAUGUAAUCAAGUGCACCGGGCAUUACUCAUGAUUAGCCCAGGACCCUGAGAUGGAACUAAUACAGAGCAGCUGAGAGUCUCCCACUACCUGCAGCCGGGCAUCCAGCCAGCACUUGCAACACAGAAGAACCCAAGAAACUCCCGACAGGUGCGUGAAACACAAGAAUCAAACUGGGGAUGUUAAAGGGAAAGGGACAUGCCACCUAACUCCUCAAAAUACAGUUUAUUGGCAAAACCUAUUUGGUGUUUCGCAACUUUCUGACUAGUUGCAGGACCUUAGCCAGACCUAGCAGAGUCAACGCAGAAUCCACGGAAGCAAUUGGCGACUUGGCUGCAGACAGGAUAGACGAAGCAGGAACCAGGAACUUGUAGUUAGGUGUUUAUUAUAUACAGUGGACUAUUUACAGGAACAGAACACGGAUCUUUUGCUAGCUCUCUCUGACAUGACUCACAACUCCUACACUCACACACAGAAUUCUGAACCUCUGAAUACUGAACUAACACAUUCCAGUUAGUAGGCCAUUAAUUAUCACUCCCUUGAGAGAGCUUGACCAAUCAUGGAGUUGUCUCCAUGUCUCUGUUAUCACCAGGCAGACUUACUCCUUCAGAUUGCCUUCUGGCUGUCUGCCAAACCUUAAUUGACUCUGUGUGAGUAGCUGCACGUACACAGAUUCCCAACACAAUUGUCUUCCGCAUUUUACACCACACUCAUCACUUUGUCUCUGCUCUGCCCUCUUCAUACCUCUUCUGGUCCUGGGAGAUCAGGGAGGAGCAGAGCUGGUCGUAGCAGGAGGGUAGACCCUCCUGGCAUCUUCACCAGCCUGACUCAUCUCUGCCUCUUCAGCUUCUCAUUCUGGACUUCUCUCCGCCACAGACUCUCCCUGCUCACUAAGCCCUGUUGCCUCGCCAGCUUCCUACACCUCCUCCUCCCAGCCUUCUCCCUCUGACCACUCAUCAUUCCCACCACCACUCUGAGCCUUCUUCCCUUGGGGGUUCCCCAGCUUCUGCCUGCUACCGCUCCUCUACAUCCAGCAGGAGUUUGGACUAAGUGACCCCUGGGUUCCUUUCAACUCUGUGGUAAACUCUAUAGGAUGCAGGUGGCGCUAUGGUCUAAACCACUGAGCCUCUUGGGCUUGCCGGUCAGAAGGUUGGCGGUUCAAAUUCGCACAACAGGGUGAGCUCCUGUUGCUCUGUCCCAGCUCCUGCCUAUCUAGCAGUUCGAAAGCAUACCAGUGCAAGUAGAUAAAUAGGUACCACUGUGGCGGGAAAGCAAACAGUGUUUCUGUGCACUGUGGCGGGAAAGCAAACAGUGUUUCUGUGCACUCAGAAACGGUUUAGCCAUGCUGGCCACAUGACCCAGAAAGCUGUCUGUGGACAAACACCAGCUCCCUUGGCCGGUAAGCGAGAUGAGCGCCACAACCCCAUAGUUGCCUCAGCUUCAGGAUCUGUCCUUCCAGUGAGCACUCAGGGCUGAUUUGUUUCAGAAUGGAUAGGUUUGUUCUUCUUGCAGUCCAUGGGACUCUCAAGAGUCUCCUCCAGCACUAUAAUUCAAAAGCAUCAAUUCUUCGGUGAUCAGCCUUCUUUAUGGUCCAACUCUCACUUCCAUACAUCACUACUGGGAAAACCUUUACCUUUACCUUACUGCAACUCUAUGGUUUCAGCUUUUUCAGUCCCUGUUCAUAUGUCUCCUACCCAAACCCCCCGGUCCCCGCCUUACAGCAGCGCCUGACCGAGGAACUUCAGACGAUGGAGAACGGUUACCACGACAACCCGACCCUGGAGGUGAUGGAGACCUCCUCGGAGAUGCAGGAGAAGAAGGUCAACCUGAACGGGGAGCUUGGAGACAGUUGGAUCGUCCCCAUGGACAGCCUAACGAAAGAGGAUCUGGAGGACGAAGAGGACACACAUUUAUAAUUGUUUGGGGCUUUUUGUUUCAUUUUUUAAAGAGAGAACAAACUUUGUGCUAAGCAAAAAUUUCGAAAACACGGAAAACUCAAAACUUGCAGCCACAAGUGCCGACAUGCAGAAGGAGCCUCACGGUUAUUGGGCAAGAGGAUUUGUCUAGGGGGCGUCUGCCGUGGCCAAAUCCUUUUUGUUUUGUUUGUUUGGUUUUGUUUUUCUAAAAUCCCAUUAGCUUUCUAAGCAAAUUCUAUGUGUUGGUGUGUGUAUAUGUGUACAUAUAUAUAUAUAUUUUUAAUGACUGUGCCUCCUAUUUAAGUGUUGAGCAGGGCAGACAGGAGAUUCUCCCACUCCCUUUCCCCUCCAGAUGCCAAGGGACCAUGAGAGCAGGGCUGGAUGUACUGCUCAUUUUAACUGGAGUCAAGGUCCUCAUGUCUGCAGAGAACAAGAUGGGAGCGCCUGUUCAGAGGACAGAGUUGGAGCUUAACUUCUGCCAUUUGCAGGCAGCUUGACAAGGCAUCGCUCCCUCACGGUUAGCGGCCGCAGGGGGGCGCAUUAUGCAAAAACUCAACCAGAUAUGCAAAACCCGAGGUGCAAUGGGCUCCGGCGUACAGGAGACUCUGAAUAUUGGCAGCAGGGCACAGCUAAAAAAGGCUGUCUCUCUCUACCUGCCCCACCCCAGGUCGUCCUAUCACUCCACUUGUUUUCUCCACACAUUAAAAAACAUUCUCCCGAUCUUCGUAGGUCAGGAUCUGGCCAUUAACUAGCCCGUUCCAGUACGUAAGCUUUUUGCAACAGCUGGCGCCUGCAGUGAAUCUGUGCCAGCCAUGCAAGGAGGAUUCAGGUUUUUUCGUUUUUUGCGUUCUUCCUGUAGAAUGCAAAUUUGGGGCCGGGGUUUUUGUGUGUGUAAGAAUGAAGCACCGCAAAACCCAAACGGGCUACGACUGGAGCAUUAGCCCAGCGGCACAACUUCAGAUUUCAGGAAAGAGAUUUGUAUGCAGGAACAUAGGAGCUGCCUUAUACUUGACUAGAAGACACUGGGCUCAUCUAGCUCAAUACUGUUCUACACUGGCCGGCAGCGAUUCUCCAGGGUUUGACCAGUUUUACCUGGAGAUGCGGGGCAUCCAACCUGGGACGUUCUGUAGAGGGGAGGAUAUAAUAAUGCAUGAGCUAAAGAGAUCAGCAUUAAUCUGCACACUUCCCCUUCCAAGAGCAUCUCAUGUUUUUCUUCUUAAUAAUAGCUAUAGCAAUAUUUAGUCAAUUUCAGGUUGAAACAGCCCCCCGUUGCUUUUAUUGAAAGAGAAGGAAGGUGGAGGGUUUUGUGCCUUUGACAUGCAUGGAUGAUCCAUAAACCCAUUUAAUGGUGCAAUUUAGGGUGUAAAGCUACUGAGUGAGCUAACUUUGCAUGUGCAAUAGGGGAUCUUAGCUGUGGGGUCUGAAACAGUGGAACGUUUGCAAAGGGAAGCUUGUAUCUCUGUGGAAAGGGAAUUGCCCCAAAGCCUUGUUGGGCUCUUUCAUGCUCCCAAAUUUGCCCUUUAAAAAAAAAUUCCACAUUGUUCUUGCCACGCUGCAGGCAUGACCUUUCCAAAGCGCCGAUUAAUUUAAGCCUAGUUAUUGGAUUUCACGGGACGCGGGUGGCGCUGUGGGUUAAACCACAGAGCCUAGGACAUGCCGAUCAGAAGGUCGGCGGUUCGAAUCCCCGCGAUGGGGUGAGCUCCCAUUGCUCGGUCCCAGCUCCUGCCAACCUAGCAGUUCAAAAGCAUGUCAAAGUGCAAGUAGAUAAAGAGGUACCACUCCGGCAGGAAGGUAAAAUGCCGCUUCCGUGCGUUGCUCUGGUUCACCAGAAGCGGCUUAGUCAUGCUGGCCACAUGACCCGGAAGCUGUACGCCGGCUCCCUCAGCCAAUAAAGCGAGAUGAGCGCCGCAACCCCAGAGUCGGUCAUGACUGGACCUAAUAGUCAGGGGUCCCUCUACCUCUACCUCUAUUGGAUUUCACAAUCAUCGAAUGAGAUGCUCUUAAGGACUUUACACAAAUCGCCGUGGGCAGAAGGAACCAACCCUACAACUGUUCUGAACCCAUCACAAGUUGCUUCUUCGUCUCCUUGCACAUUUGAUACAGGAAAGUUGUUGAGAACAUCUCAUCAUGCUUUUCGAGAUAAGUUAUAGGAACGGAAACAGCUAAAAAAAAAUGAGACCCUGUCCUAGUCCUAUUCAGAAGGCAAAGAUUAAGGAUGAGAUAAAACAUGCCUUAAGUCCCAUUAAUAAAAGACAAUGUGAUGGCUUUUGAUGAAUCUGCCCCUUUGUCUUCCCUCAGCUGUGGGGCCUCUGAGGAGAGACAAUGGGAAGAUGGGUGGAUCCUUCGAUAUUUCCUUCCCUCCCUCUUUUUUAAAAGCAGAUUUAUGACAGCUGUUUGGAUUGUAUCUUAGGUCAAAUAUAACUUUGGAACCCGCCGUCAAAAAUCGGUAGGUUCCUAAUCCAUUUGAACAGGAACUCCCAACUCCCAAACAUUGGCAAAGCCAAUUCUCUGGGCAGGAGAUGUAAAUUUAGAGGCUGUAAAUUUAGAGUCUCUUACUGGCCCGGCUUGAGUUCGGAGCAGGAGGAAGGAAGCGUUCAAAUGUCAGAGUGCUCAGAACUUGCAUCUUCAUGUAUCGGCCCAGGGAGAUUCCAGGAAAAAGGGGAUUCUAGCAGCUCCUAUUAAAUACCUUGCCUUUGCAGAAAAGAUCAGUGUAACAUUUUCCUAUCUUCAUCGAUAAAUACUAGAGUGGCUGUGUGUGGCUGUGCCACACUGAUUUUUUUUUAAAGGAACUAUUUCUGGCAUUCUGCUAUAGCCAUAAGAAAAUUAAUGUUGUCUUGUAGGCUCACACCAAGGUCUCUUCUUAAGAGACUGGCAACUGGAAGCUUUGAGGGGGCCAAAAAUGGCAAUAUGUCCCCUUAUCCCAAUCUCUGCCUCCAUCACUCACCCACCCUUGCCAUUCCAAGCAAAGGGCUUCUGAGACCCUUGUUUCUUAGUGCAUGGCUCCUAGUGGAUGGAGAGGAACCUGUUCUCUUCAGCCAGGUGUGUCAAGAGGUAUAAUAAUAAUUUAUCAUUUAUACCCCGCCCAUCUGGCUGGGUUUCCCCAGCCACUCUGGGCAGCUUCCAACACAAUAUUAAAAUACACUAAGGCCUCAAACAUUAAAAGCUUCCCUAAACAGGGCUGCCUUCAAAUGUCAUCAAAAAGUCUGGUAGUAGUUGUUCUCUUUGACAUCUGGUGGGAGGGUGCCACUACCGAGAAGGCCCUCUGCCUGGUUCCCUGUAACUUGGCUUCUCGCAGUGAGGGAACCGCCAGAAGGCCCUCGGAGCUGGACCUCAGUGUUCGGGUAGAACCAUGGGGGUGGAGACGCUCCUUCAGAUAUACUGGACCGAGGUAGUGAUGGCAUGGGGGAGAUCGGAGUGUAAUUCUGCGCAGCUCAGAUCUUUCAAGUGGGUACCAGCUCUGGGCUGGGGCAGUGACAUCAGUAGCCCACUUACUUCACCUUCCAGUGAAAGCGUCGUUUCCUCAACAAAGCAGCCGAAGCUAAUGUGGCCCUCGAGGUGUUGCAGGACUACAACUCCCAUCAUCCCUUGCAGGCUGGGGUUGAUGGGAGCUGGAGUCCAGCAGAAGUGCCACUGGUUUUUGUCUCGAGAGACAAUGGAGUGCGCUUCUGGGGGUGAAGUCAAACCGCUGUGUAAGCCGCACCAAAAUGACCUCCCCGGGACACAAACCUGGGCAGUGUGCAUGGAGGUCAUGGGCUACCCAGAUGACAAAACACCCACCCUUAGCCUGGCUGAUGUGGUCCAAAGGUCACAGAAAGUUAGAAUUGUAGUGUGUGUGUGUUUUUUGGGGGGGCAAGGGUCAUCUAGUCCACCACCCCCAGCAAUAAAAGGUGCAGCAAUAAAAUAGCUAGCACAUUUGCAAAGCUGAGCAGGAUUUGGCAUAGUUUCACACUGGAUGCGUUGAGAUUCCUGUAUUGCAUAGGGUUGCACUCUUUGAUUUCAUGAGUCUCCAUCCUUGCAGGAGAGACUUCCUGUUGUAUUAUGUGCCUUGGGAGCAGCUGUGGUGCACAUUAAAGGCAAAGGGCUCCACCGAAGGACAAAGGGCACUUUGCUAUUGUCACCAUGGAAACGGACGGCGUUAGAGAGUCCUUUGCCUGUUUGCCAGAUCUGCAGAGUAAGUCAAGAGAUCAGGGGUUGGCUUACAACCCUUCUUUUUAAUAUAAUGUAGAGCAGACCUAUUCAAACAACCAAAAAAUAUGUACCUCUUUCUGAUAUUGGGUCAGGGGGACAAAAUAUGAAAGUAUUGCAAAUAGAUUUCCCCCCAGUUACUAGUCUGUGGAGAUAUAAGACAAUCUGAAGGGGACGGGGGGCAGGAGAACGGACUUUCUUGCAACUUCCCCAAUUUUCUUCCUCUACAACUAGACUAUCAACAAUUCAGUCCCCCAAAAAGUUAGAUUUGGUUAUGUUAGUUGCUCUGCUCCAGCUAUUUUUCAGGUGUGCUGUUACUCGAAAGGGAUGGGAGGGUGCUUUAAUGUGUUGCAAAGGAGACCGAGAUUGCAAAAAUAAGUCACACACACACACACACACACGGUUCAUGCAAAUGAAAGAUGUGAACUUCUGGUUAAGACAAGGACCCAAAAGCGACCGCAAAGUUUAAAUUUUGAGAAUACUAAUUACCCCUUCAACCUGGCACUACGAAGGUACUAGCAACUUGGGAACACUGCUAGAUCCUCCAAUUGCCCAGUUUGUUUUUUAUUGCUGCUACUGCAAUUUACUAUUUUUUGUUAAAUCGUACUUUCUGGUGUGCGAGAGGCUCCAGGAUUCUGGUGUCGUUAUGAUUUAAAACCACACGGCGAAGCAGGUUGAGGGGAGAGAGGAGGUGUGAAGAUGUGUCAUAUCUAUGUUAUUGAUAUGUUUGCAAUGACAGAAAAGAAAGUUAAUAAAAAUUUAUUUUUUAAAAAAGUGGGGGGAGAGAAGGCAGAGCCGCCCCCAGGUUUGACACCGAGUUUCCUACAUCCAGAGCCAAUGUGUUUUCAACUGUACCCUGCGGGUCCUCGAUGCGAGUUUUCGUUUGCAAAUGGACUGCAAUGUGCGCCUAGCCCCUUUCGGUUGUGAUAAUGCGUCUGAAUGCUACUUUUAAUGCACUGUGCAGCUUCCUCAGCGCACACUUAACUGCGCUGAAACAGGAGUCUGAUAUACACUGGGAUUUUAACAGAGGAACUGGAUUGUAAAGAUUAUCGUUGCAUUUUCCUACAAAGUAUAUUUUGAAGACACCACUUAUUUCUGUCAAUAAAAGUUUCUUUUGUGAAGGGC